Phymastichus coffea is the source of this 49582-nucleotide messenger RNA. RefSeq lists its product as uncharacterized. The record is from RefSeq and is a predicted model, not a curated record. The coding region runs from base 1 to 48834 and encodes 16277 amino acids. Gene Ontology annotation, cellular component: nucleus. Gene Ontology annotation, molecular function: zinc ion binding; calcium ion binding. The transcript is spliced from 120 exons. Lineage: Eukaryota; Metazoa; Arthropoda; Insecta; Hymenoptera; Eulophidae.
AUGCCCGUUCCAUAUGCAAAGAUGAAACAUCUUUGGCCGUUGGUGGUAUGGAUACUACUAUCCUCGUGUCCGGCCGAAUCGCAGACGGGAUUUGGCCGAGGACCGAGGCGAGAAGUGUUCUUCCUGAACCUCGAGGAUGGCUACUUCGGUUGCCAGGUGAAUGCCUCGAAGGACGUGCUGCAGUUGCUCCAACUGUCGAAGCUGUGCGACGAUCACAUAGACUGCUUCCAAGGUAGCGACGAGCAUCGGGAGAGGCUCAAGUGCACCGACGACUGCGCGAAAGACGGCAGCACGUGCCAGAACGGAGUGUGCUUGGAUGGAGUCUGCCACUGCAACGACGGCUUCGGCGGCUGCAACUGUCAGGUCCCCGACGAGAACGAAUGCAAGUACCGGCCCUGUGAUAUUUUCGCCCACUGCACCAAUACGCUGGGCAGCUUCCAAUGUUCCUGCUACCCUGGCUAUCGCGGCGACGGCUUCCACUGCGAAGACAUCGACGAGUGCGACGACCCCGUGCUCGCGGCGCGAUGCGUGGAGAAUGCCGAGUGCUGCAACUUGCCGGCCAACUUCCUGUGCAAGUGCAGGCCCGGCUUCAGCGGCGACGGCGAGGUCAGCUGCCAAGACAUCGACGAGUGCGCCAGGCCUGACGCCUGCGGCUUGGGCGCGCUCUGCCUCAACAGCCCCGGCAACUACAGCUGCGCCUGCCCCGAUGGCUUCACCGGCGACCCCCUCGAUCACUGUGUCGACGUGAACGAGUGCAAUUACGAGAGAGCCUGCGGACGAGGGGCUCUCUGCGUCAACUUGCCGGGCGGCCAUAGGUGCGAGUGCCCCGAGGGCUUCGACGGCAGCCCCGAGCACGAGUGCCUCGACGUCAACGAGUGUCUUCGGAGUCCCUGCGGUCGUUCCGCUCUCUGCACCAACUUGCAGGGCACUUACAGGUGCAACUGUCCCGAGGGCAUGGACGGCGAUCCCAUGACUGGCUGUAGAGAUAUAAACGAGUGCGAGAACAGUCCUUGCGGUGCGGACUCACAGUGCGUGAACACAGAGGGGAGCUUCAGGUGUGAAUGCAUGACGGGUUACCAGAUGGACCCGGUGCACGGCUGCAUCGAUCUUAACGAGUGCUCACAGGCUAACACUUGCGCCACUAACGCCAAAUGCAUCAACAUACCAGGAUCGUUCAAAUGCAUCUGCCUGCAGGGCUUCGUCGGCCAAGGACUCACCAACUGUGAAAAUGUUAACGAAUGCGAGAAAAGUCCAUGCGGCGAGAACGCCGAGUGCCUCGACGCUAUCGGCAGCUUCGUCUGUAGCUGUAAGACUGAUUACACCGGCGAUCCCUACAAGGGCUGCACUGAUAUCGACGAGUGCACUGCCUACGAGAACCCCUGCGGCUCCAACGCGAUAUGUAGAAACGCCGAUCCUGGAUUCUCGUGCGAGUGUCCGCCUGGUUACAGCGAAAAUCCUAGUCCCAAAGUAGCUUGCGAUCAGACGGACGUCACGACGCUGUGCAAGUCGAACUUUGACUGCGUCAACAAUGCCGAGUGCAUCGAGGGCCAGUGCUUCUGCAAGGAGGGCUUCAAGGCCGCCGGGGCAGUCUGCGAGGACCUGAACGAGUGCGCGGCGAGCCCCUGCGGACCGUCGUCCGUGUGCACCAACACCAAGGGCGGCUUCAAGUGCGAAUGCGAGACUGGCUUCGUCGGCAGCCCGCCGCAUCUGCCCUGCAAAGCGCCGUGCGACGAGGUGACGUGUAGCGAGCACGCCUACUGCAAGGCCGACGGCCACGAGGCUUAUUGCAUAUGCGAGGACGGCUGGACGUACAACCCCAACGACAUCGCAGCGGGAUGCGUCGACAUCAACGAGUGCGACCCGGUGGUCAACGGACCGUCCGGUCGCUGCGGCAAGAACGCCGUCUGUACAAAUACUCCCGGAGGCUUUAGCUGCCAGUGCAGGUCGGGAUACUCUGGCAACGCCUUCAAACAAUGUUUAGAUGUAAACGAGUGCUCGAGGGCCGACUCGUGCGGACACGGCGCGACUUGUACGAACAACGAAGGUUCGUACACUUGCUCGUGUCCCGAAGACACGGUGCCCGAUCCCGACCCCUACACCAAGUGCGUGGGCAUCGUCACGUGCGACUCGGACAGCGACUGCCCGGGCAACGCGGUGUGCGACGCCCAGAAGCGCUGCUUGUGCCCCGAACCCAACGUCGGCAACGACUGCAGGCAUCCCUGCGAAGAUCUGUCCUGCGGGCCGAACGCCCACUGCAUGCUGCUGAACGACGCGGCGACCUGCCUGUGCAAGAGCGGCUUCACGGGCCGGCCGGGCGUGAAGGACGGCUGCCGCGACGUCGACGAGUGCGCGGUCGACCCCUGCCCGCCCGGGGCCGUGUGCAACAACGAGGCGGGCUCGUUCUCGUGCCAGUGCCCCAGCGGCAUGAUCGGCGACCCCCACGACGGCGGCUGCGAGCAGUCGAAGCUGCCGCACGAGUGCGGCCCGAGCACCCCCUGCCCCCAGGGCGAGCAGUGCGUCAAGGACGAGUUCGUCGGCAGCAGCGUCUGCAUCUGUCAGCGGGGCUACACGAGGGACCCGGACUCCGGCAAGUGCCGCGACACGAACGAGUGCUUGGAGUCCAGGGACAAGCCCGCCUGCGGAGUCAACGCCAUCUGCAAGAACCUGCCGGGCAGCUACGAGUGCCAGUGCCCGCCCGGCUUCAACGGCAACCCGUUCUCGCUGUGCGAAGAGUGCAACAGCAUCGAGUGCCAGUGCCAGCCGCCGUACAAGAUCGUGGACGGCAAGUGCAUUCUGGCCGACUGCUCCAAGGGGGAGAGGUGUCCCGCCGGCGCCGAGUGCAUCAGGAUCGCCGGCGGCGUCAGCUACUGCGCCUGCCCCAAGGGCUACAGCACCAGGCCCGACGGAUCUUGCGAAGACGUGAACGAGUGCACGGAGGGACGUCAGGUGUGCGGCUACGGCGCCGAGUGCAUCAACAAGCCCGGCUCGUACGAGUGCGCCUGUCCGCACGGCUACGGCGGCGACCCCUACAACGGGCUGUGCUCGGCGGCCCAGAAGAGGUGCCUCAGCGACAACGAGUGUCGACCGAACGAGAAGUGCGUCCAGCCGGGCGAGUGCAUCUGCCAGCCGCCGUUCUACACCGACCCCUACGACGGCAACCUCUGCAAGAAUCCGUGCGACCGGUUCCCCUGCGGACUGAACGCCAAGUGCACGCCCAGCGACCCGCCCAGGUGCAUGUGCCAGGCCGGCUACGAGGGCGACCCCGAGUACGGCUGCCUGGACGUGAACGAGUGCGCCGACAACCCGUGCGCGCGCGGCGCCUACUGCCUGAACACCAAGGGCGGCCACGAGUGCGAGUGCCCGCGCGGCAGCUCGGGCGACCCCUACGGGCUCGGCUGCAGCGGCGGCCCGCAGGCCAAGCAGGAGUGCUCCUCCAACGACGACUGCGAGCACUGGCUGGCGUGCGUGCAGGGCAGCUGCGUGAACCCGUGCGACAACGUGCCCUGCGGCCCGAACGCCUACUGCGAGCCGGACAAGCACGCCGCCUGGUGUCGCUGCGUCAUCGGCUACGCCGAGGGCACCAACAACGAGUGCGUCUCCGAGUGCGAGGGCUUCGCUUGCGGCGCCGGGGCGCAGUGCAUCAUCAGCUACGACGGUCCCACCUGCAAGUGCAUCGAGGGCUUCACGGGCAAUCCGUUCCCGGGCGGCCAGUGCGCGCCGGACGUGUGCUCGCCGGAGGUGCCGUGCGCCGAGCCCAGCAUCUGCAUCGGCGGCCGCUGCAAGAGGCGCUGCGAGGGCGUCGUCUGCGGCAUCGGCGCCAUGUGCGACCCGCUCGCCAACAAAUGCGUCUGCAACCCGUACUUCGUCGGCAACCCCGACUUCCUCUGCAUGCCGCCGAUCCAACCACCCAAGUGCGAACCCGCAUGCGGCAGCAACGCCCACUGCGAGUACGGGCCUGCCGAGUCCAAGUGCGCGUGCAACGCCGGCACGAGCGGUAACCCUUACCUUGGUUGCGGUGCCCAACCCAAGUCCGACUGCUCGGACGUGAGCUGCGGCGUCGGCGCCCACUGUAACGUCGGUCCCAACGGCGCCGAAUGCCUUUGCCCAGCAGGUUAUGCCGGCAAUCCCUUCAUUCAGUGUUACGAUAUUAACGAGUGUAACGGAAACGCAUGCGGCAACAAUGCAGUGUGCAUUAACACGAUCGGCAGCUACGACUGUCGCUGCAAAGACGGUUACUUCGGCAAUCCAUUCGCGAGCUGUCAGCUCGUGGAGACCGGCGCCUGUCAAGAGCCAGCAUCGUGCGCCUGCGGUCCCGAACUCGCCUGUCCCUUGGAUUACAGCUGCGUCGCCGGUAGAUGCGUCGACAAGUGCAGCGACGUCAAGUGCGGCCCGCGCUCCGUGUGUCAGGACGGCGCCUGUGUGUGCCCGCCGGGCUACUCCGGUAACCCUAACGAUCCGCGGCGCGGCUGCCAACCGCACGGCCACUGCUCCAACGAUCUCGACUGCGAGCCACAGCAGAUUUGCUUCCAACUGGGCAAGGGCACGCGCAAGUGCGUCGACGGCUGCAGCAAGCUGCAGUGCGGACCGAACGCGUUCUGCGUCACCGAGAACCACGUGUCCUCCUGCCUCUGCGUCGACGGCUACUCCGGCAACCCGACUAAUCUCGCCGAGGGCUGCCAGCCGGGCAAAUCCGUGCUCGAGAUCGCUUGCCACGACCACCAAGACUGCGAUCGAGGCUCGUUCUGCCUGCUCGGCAUGAACGGACUGCGAGAGUGCGUCGAUCCCUGCGCCAGCGUGGCCUGCGGUGCUCACCAGAGGUGCGAAGCCGACCCGCACGGUCGAGCGGCCUGCAAGUGCCAGGACAAUUACGAGUGGAAUCCCAUCAGCUCCACUUGCGAGAAGCCCUCGGUGCCCGACUGCAUUUCCAACUCCGACUGCCUGUCCACUGCCGUUUGCAUGCCCGACGCCUUGGGCGUGCUCAAGUGCGUCCCCAUCUGCCAGACCUUCACCUGCACCGCCAACUCGCAGUGCGUCGCCUCGAACCAUCAGGCGCGAUGCGAGUGUCUCGCUGGCUUCAGCGGCAACCCCAACGACCGCUACGGCUGCCAGAGCGCUCGCAAAGACCAGUGCGUCAGCGACACCGAUUGUCCCGAGCACGAGACUUGCAGAUCCGCCAGCGACGGCACACUGUCUUGCCAGCCGGUCUGCAACUUCGUCAGCUGCGGGCCCAACGCGCUGUGCGUGGUGCGCAACCACGUGGCCAACUGCGAGUGUCCGCCUGGCUUGUACGCUGGCGAUCCCAAUGACCCGGCGAGGGGCUGCCAAACUGUGCCCUGCGUCUACAACAUCGACUGUCCGCCGACGCAGCUGUGCAACCUGCAGAAGCACCAGUGCCACGACGCCUGCGACAAGAACGCCUGCGGCUUGAACGCCGUGUGCAUCGCCGACGAUCACAAGGCCAUCUGCCAGUGCCCACCGGGCUACAAGCCGAAUCCUCUGGCCGACAUUGAAUGCUCGCCCCUCGAGAUCUGUCAGCCCAAUCCUUGCCACCCGACUGCCGUUUGCAUCGCCGGUGCGUCUAACACACCGAUCUGUCAGUGCCCGGCCAGUCACGUGGGCGAUCCUUAUGCUGGUGGCAAGGGCUGCCAGCUGGAAGGUCACUGCACCAGUAAUCGGGAUUGCCCUGUGCACUCCAUAUGUCGAAAUAGAAUGUGCAUUAAUCCAUGUGAGAGUGCUUGCGGUCGUAAUGCCGUGUGCGAAAUCGUCAGUGGAGAGCCGCAAUGCAAGUGUUUGCACAGAUUCGUACCCUCGAGUAAGGGCGCGCAAGAUGGUUGUGUGAGAUCUACGAGUCAGUGUUCUCAAGAUUCUGAUUGCGAUGAAAGUGUUUGUCUAGAUGGACAGUGUCGAGCUGUAUGUCGGUCAUCUAACGACUGUUCUGACGGUGAAAAGUGUAUAAACAAAAAAUGUGUGAUACCUUGUACAAAUCAUAAUCAAUGUCAGAAUAACGAAGCUUGUACAAACAGUAUCUGUAUGAUUGGAUGCCGUAGCAGUAGAGACUGCGGUUCAUCCCUGUCCUGCAUCAAUAACAAAUGCAAAGAUCCGUGCAAAGCCGAAAACGUGUGCGGCCCAAACGCUCUGUGCAGCUGCAUCGAUCACACGACGACAUGCUCGUGCCCGAUGGGCUUCCAGGGCAACCCAACUGCCCAGCAAGGCUGCGUCCGAGUGCCCAGUUCGUGCAGAAUACCGCAAGACUGUCCCAGUCAGCACGCUUGCGUAAACGGACAAUGCCAAUGUCAGUGCAAAGAGCACAACAACUGCGCGCAAGGCGAGCGCUGUAACAAUGGGAUUUGUGUCAAAGUUUGUUACGGAGACAGUAAUUGCUUGCCCGGCGAGCUUUGCAUUGACGGCAGUUGCGAAACUGGCUGCAACUCGGACGGCGGCUGCAAUACCGACGAAGUAUGCAUCAACAAUAAGUGCAGAUGCGCGCACGGAUUCAUUGCCGGACCGGAAAAAUGUAUCGACAUUGACGAGUGCGAGGACAGCCCGUGCCAUCCGUCAGCCAAGUGCGUCAACUUGCACGGCAGUUAUAGAUGUAUUUGCCCAGAGGGCACCGCCGGUGAUCCAGUGAGCACUGGUUGCACCACACCGGACCAGUGUAACGUCGACCAGGACUGCCCAGAGUCUCAAGCUUGUAUCAAACAUAGCUGCACCGAUCCUUGCUCGUUUGCCGACUGCGGAGCAAAUGCCGUUUGCUCGGUGAUCGAUCACGCGGCAGCGUGUCAAUGUCAACCUGGCUACAUCGGAGACGCAUCUGGAUGUUUCAAAGUCGAAUGCUUGACCAAUACCGAUUGUCCUAGCGACAAGUACUGCAACCUCGACACCAGCAAAUGUGCAAGUCCGUGUAAUCAAUUGAAUUGUGGCUAUGGAAAUUGCGUUGCGACAGAUCACGUAGGGGUAUGCAAAUGUCACGACGGUUUCCAUCUCGUUGGCGAUUCAUGCGUAGACGUCAAUGAAUGUUUACAGAAACCGUGUCACGCUACUGCAUUGUGCCAGAACAACGACGGAUCUUUCGUUUGCACGUGCCCUCGCGGCCUCGUCGGUGACCCCUAUAAAUUUGGCUGCAAACAGCCGGGCGAUUGCUUCACCGACUACGACUGUCCAAAUACUGCCGCUUGCAUCGACAACACCUGCCGCGAUCCGUGCACCAUCGCCGGCACAUGCGGUCGCAACGCCGAAUGCCAAAUGCACAAUCACGCGCCGGUCUGCAAGUGUCCCGGUCAAACCAGUGGCGAUCCACGGAUCGAGUGCGUGCAAUACGAAUGCAACCAUCACAGCGAGUGCGAGUCCUCGAGAGCUUGCUACGAUCACAAGUGCGUCGACCCGUGUUCCGUGCAAAAUGCGUGCGGGACCGGCGCCGACUGCUCGCCCCUCAAUCACAGCUACGUGUGCACGUGCCAGCCUGGCGGCACUGGCGAUCCUAAUCUCGGAUGCACGCCAGUCCAGUACUGCAAGGCCGACAUUCAGUGCCCGAUCGGCUCCUCUUGCAACGGCGGCAUUUGCACGGCCCUGUGCGCGAGCACGAGGGAUUGCAUCGGGGAGCAGAUGUGCAUCAAGGGUCUGUGCCAGCCAACUUGCCGGCACAACUCCAGCUGCCCCGAGUACCAGUUCUGCUUGAACAACAUAUGCGUGCAGGAACACCGCUGUCUAUCCGACAACGAUUGCGAGCUGGACGAGAAGUGCAUCAACAACAACGUUGGCCAGUCCGAGUGCCAGAAAGCUUGCGACGUGGUGCAGUGCGGACGUAACGCCGAAUGCAGAGUCGACAGUCACGAGGCGCACUGCAGCUGCAAAUCUGGCUACUUCGGCGAUCCCAGGAACGAUAAGAUCGGCUGUCAGCAGAUGGAGUGUACUUCGCACGACGACUGCUCCGAGGAGCAGAUAUGCGACAUGCACAGAUGCAGAAUCGCCUGUUUGGCGUACAAUCCUUGCGGGCACUACGCGAUCUGCUCGGCGCGACGGCACAAGCAGAUCUGCACGUGUCAGCCGGGUUACACGGGCGAAGCCACGGUCGGCUGUCGACUGAUAGACCACUGCGCCGCUGACGAGCCUUGCGCGCCAGGCGCCAUUUGCGAGAACUCGAGGGGAUCGUACAAGUGCCACUGUCAAGCUGGAACCGUCGGAGAUCCGUACAACAGCGGCUGCCAGACUCCUGGCGAAUGCGCCGACGACCACGACUGUCCACUUUCAGCUAUCUGCGUCAACGAGAAUGGCCUCCCGAAGUGUUUCGACGCCUGCGCGACGAUGAAAUGUGGACCCAACGCCGAAUGCGUGGCCAAGAACCAUCUGGGACUGUGCCAGUGCCACUCGGACUACGACGGGGACGCGCACGACUUGAUCGUCGGCUGCAGACCCAAGCCGAAGCACUGCAAAUCGUCCGCCGAGUGCGUCGGAAACUGUUACGAAAACGUGUGCAGACCACCUUGCACUUCCAACGACGAGUGCAAUUUGUCCGACGUUUGCUCGAACGGCGAAUGCUUGGAUCCGUGCAAGCACAAGGGAGCUUGCGGAAUCAACGCGCACUGCGCCGUGAAAAGCCACAUAAAGCAGUGUAGCUGCCCGCCGAACUUCACCGGCAAUUCCGAGUUCGAAUGCGUUAGAUUGCCAGUGAUAUGCGACAGUACCAGCGACUGCGAGGAGGGUGGCACGUGCCGCAAUCACAUCUGCGUGCCGACGUGUGCGAGCGACACCGACUGCGCUUUCAACGAGAAGUGCACGCAAGCUCAUUGCCGACUUACCUGCAAGGUACACAACGACUGUUUUCUCGGCGACAUCUGCCUCGACAACGUCUGCUCGCCUGGAUGCGUCAGUGACGAGGACUGCAAAGCCAGCGAGGCCUGCCUCUCGAACAAGUGCGUGAAUCCGUGCGAGGUAACGCCUUGCGGACCAAACGCCAAGUGUACGGUCAUCAAUCGGCGAGCCACCUGCUCCUGCGCGUCAGGCUUCAUACCGAACCCAACGGCCAAGGUGGCUUGCUCGAGGACCCCGGGCCCGAGUUGCCUCGUCAACAGAGAUUGCUCACCCGGCACCGCCUGCAUCGCCGGCUUCUGUCGACCGGUUUGCUCGUCCAGCUCCAACUGCCUGAGCAACGAACGCUGCGAGUCGGGCGUUUGCAAGGCUCUCUGCAGAAUCGACGAGGACUGCCGUAGCGGCGAGAUUUGCGAAGGACUGAUCUGCACGAGUGGCUGUCGGUCCGACAUAGAGUGCCAGGAUAACUUUGGCUGCUACAAUAAUCAGUGCACCGACUUGUGCUCUCUGCCGAACGCUUGUGGAACGAACGCCGAGUGCAUUGUGGCGAACCAUCAUAAGCAGUGCAGCUGUCCGACUUGGUUGGUCGGCGAUCCGCUGUACGCUUGCAAGCAAUCAUUCUUGCCGUGCUCAGCCGACUCCGAAUGCAUUCCUGGUCAGUCGUGCUACGGCAAGUCUUGUUACACGACGUGUCGUAGCGACGCUAACUGUCUGAAUAACGAGCGUUGCGACGGUGGCCUUUGUAAAACGAUUUGCAACAGCGACACCGAGUGCUCGGCCAAUCAGAUUUGUCAAAACAGAUUGUGCGACAUUGGCUGUCGCAAUGAUCACUCUUGCCCGGACCGCGAGACUUGCAUCGACAACAAAUGUAGAGAUCCGUGCGAAGGCGGCAAAAAUUGUGGCGAAUGUGCCACCUGCCGAGUAAUUAAUCACGCCGCGCAAUGCAGUUGUCCAGCUAAUUACUACGGCAAUGCCGUUUUCAGCUGCACCAAAACACUUAUACCGUGCGAUGGAUCGUGCGACUGCGACGAGACUGGCUUCUGUGUCAACAGCUGCCAAACGCAGGCUCAUUGCUCUUGCGGCGAAUCUUGCCACGAAGGAAAAUGCCGUGUCAAGUGCGAUAUCAACAAUGAAUGUCCCAAGGGUUACACGUGUGACGGAGGACUGUGUUUGGUUGGUUGUCGCAGCCACUCCGAUUGCCCUGUGGCAUUGUCAUGCACGAACGGUCAAUGCGUUGAUCCAUGCUUGUCCGCUCGAUCGCCUUGCGGUAUCAAUGCGCUGUGCAGAAUAUCAAACCACAGAGCAGUUUGUCUUUGCCCAGAUGGGUUCCAAGGCGAACCGAGCAAAGAGUGUUACCAGCUCGAAUGUCAUCACGAUGACGAUUGCGAACCGAAUAAACAAUGUAGCGAAUCCGGCGUUUGCACCAAUCCCUGUCUGCAACACGGCGUUUGUGGCUUCAAUGCCCAAUGUCGCAUUGUCAAUCGCAAGGCUCAAUGUUCGUGUCCUCCGGGUCACUUCGGCAAUCCCAAAGUUAACUGCAAGAAAGGUGGAGAUGAUUGCUUGAGGAGGCCAUGCGGUGUAAACGCUAAGUGCCGAGAAACUACUAAUGGCUUUGAAUGUAUCUGUGAUUCUGGAUGUAAUGGAGAUGGUUAUCAAGGAUGUGCUUGCGAUAUUUGCAAAGACGUGCAAUGCGGGUUGAAUGCCGCUUGUCGUAUUUAUCAAAAUCAACCUCAGUGUUACUGUCCGACAGAUUAUCCAAGUGGAGAUCCGCAUCAUGCCUGUAAAGCAGAUGACAAAUCUGACGAUUGUCGAACAGUUGGUUGCGGUAAAAAUGCAGAAUGCAUACGCGACGGCUUGUUAUUCGUGUGCAGAUGUCCUCCGGGUACAACCGGUUCAGCGGACAUUGAAUGCACAAAAGAGCAAGAAUGCACCAGCGAUACGGAAUGCCCGAACGAGAAAGCCUGCAUAAACGCUCAGUGUCUGGACCCGUGCACUCUGCGAGGUGCCUGCGGUAUCAACGCACUUUGCCGCGUCGUUCUGCACAAGCCACGAUGCUCGUGUCCGCAAUGCUACAUCGGCAUGCCACAAACGGCUUGCAAUCCAGAUCCACGCUGCGACACUGGUCCACGACCACCUGUGGUGCCAAGUAUUGGCUGCUCAUCCGAUCAAGACUGCUCGGCAUCGUUGUCAUGUCACGCCCAGACGCGAGAAUGUCGCGAUCCGUGCGCCGAUUACACUCACACCUGCGACGUGAACAAACGUUGCCAAGUGCGCAACCACCAGCCUAUGUGCGUCUGCAAGCACGGAUUCGUCGUCAACGAGCUCGGAGAGUUGGCCUGCGCGCCCGACACUCCAUCGUGUAGACGCGACUUUGAGUGUCCUGCCAACGAGGCUUGCGUCAACGGCAAAUGUCAGAAUCCGUGCACCGUUCGCGACAAGCCACCCUGUCCCGCCGACAAGAGUUGCGAAGUUCUGGAUCACAAGCCAGUCUGCGUCUGUCUGAAGAACUGCAGUCCGACGCUAUCGAUCUGUCUGAGAGACGCCGGGUGCUCGAGGGAUUUGGCUUGCCGCAAUUACAAAUGCGUGGACCCUUGUGCCGAGGCGGCCUGUCCCGCCGACGCACCUUGCUACGUUGAGGAGCACAAGCCAAUCUGCAAGUUCUGUCCCCCUGGCUUUGUGCCUGACACUAAGUACGGAUGCAUGAAAGAUGUGAAAUGUUUGACCGACGCGGAUUGCCCAGUGCAAUUGGCUUGCAUACAUCAUCAGUGCUUAAAUCCAUGCACGAUCAGCAGCCCGUGCCAUCCUGAAGACUGUAUCGUUGAGUCUCAUAGACCAGUUUGCAAUAAAAGUAAGGAACUAUUGUCAGAAAGCCAUUGUCCAUACUGUCCAGCUGGUAUGGAGUGCGACUUAGAGACCAAAAUCUGUGUAAAAGCCGGUUGCACAAGCGAUAGGGAUUGCCCAUUGACGGAAGCCUGUAUCAAUCGAGUCUGCCAAGAGCCAUGCAGACUGAGAAAUCCAUGCGUCGCUUUUGCUGUGUGCAUCAACACCAAUCACGCUACAGACUGUAGUUGCGAGGAGGGAUACCAUGGAAAUGGCUUUUCUCUCUGUUCUCCUGUACAAGGACCAAAGAAUGUGUGCCAAUAUAAUGAAGACUGCCCACCAGAAAAACUGUGUGAUCGUCAAUCAAGACGUUGUUUGAAUGUCUGCAGUGACGAUCACUGCGGUGAGAAUGCCGAAUGUUACGCAGAUAAUUAUAAUCCUCGAUGCAGGUGCCUACCUGGCUACGAAGGUCGACCCGAAAUCGCCUGUACAAUAAGCUCGCACAAUCCAUGCGCUCAACAUCCUUGCGGUGUGAAUGCACUCUGCGAAGUGGACAAUGGUAGUCCUAUUUGCUACUGUCCUAAGGGUCUCACUGGAAAUCCAUUCGAACAGUGUAUCCCUGAAGGCGACCAGUGCCAGUAUAAUCAGUGCGGUUUCAAUGCAGGUUGCAGAGUAGUUAGUGGCAAAGUUACAUGCUUUUGCUUGCCCGGUUAUGAAGGUGAUCCACCACAUUCACCGUGUGAACUUAGAAACCUUCCUUGCAAUCCUUCACCUUGCGGUCCGAAUACGCAAUGUACAGUUCUAGAAAAUGGUUUCUCAAAGUGUACCUGUCUUCCCGGAUUCGUCGAAAGUCCUAAUACAAUCAGAGGAUGCAUACCCAAAACCAAUCUUUGCGAACCUAAUCUCUGCGGAGUUGGUGCUAUUUGCGACUCUAACAGAAAUCCACCGUGUUUCUGUCCUCACGGAACUUUUGGCAAUCCUUACAAGAGUUGCAAUUCUCGAAAUGUCGUGACUCUGUGUCAACCUGGACCAUGCGGUGAAAAUUCUGACUGCUCCGUCACCGACAAUCAAGAGUACUGCUACUGUAAGUACGGUUACUAUGGAGAUCCAUAUCAAGGAUGUCACGAGCCACCAAAGACACCUUGCCAUCCAAAUCCUUGUGGUCGCAAUACUGAUUGUAAGAUUACUGCUGACAAUCGAGCUAUUUGCGAAUGUUAUCUUGGUACUGCUGGCGAUCCGACGAGUCCAAAUGGCUGCGACAGACCUGAAUGUCUUUCGGAUGACGAGUGUCCCUCAAGUCAUGCUUGCAUCGCCUACAGAUGUCAAGAAGUUUGUCAGGGCGCUUGUGGUAUUAAUGCCGAAUGUCAUGCGGAAGACCACCAUCCACUGUGUAGAUGUUCUCAUGGCCUGGAAGGUAAUCCUCUAUACAGAUGUUCCGAACCAUACGGGCCACCUACUGAAAGACUGAAUCCAUGUGUACCUAGUCCUUGCGGUAAUAACACAAUAUGCCGAGUCAUUGAAGACAGAGCGGUCUGCUCGUGCUUAUCCGAUUUUCAGGGAGAUCCUCAUACUGGAUGUAGACAAGAGUGUACCAUCAACACAGACUGUGCUUACGACCAAGUUUGCCACAAUUACAAGUGCGUCAAUCCAUGCUCUUUUGGUGACAUUUGUGGUGCGAACGCUUAUUGCAAAUGUUCAUAUCACACACCAACUUGUCAUUGCAACGAAAACUUCUUUGGCAAUCCCUACCUCAGAUGCAUGCACAUCCCAACAAUUACAGUCGACAGUCGAAAUACAACUCUUCCAUGCGAUCCUUCACCAUGCGGAGAUCACAGUGGUUGCACGGAUUAUACUGGAACGAUCGCCAUGUGCAAUAACUGUGAACAUCCAGAUAAUUUUAACAAUCCACACUGUAAACCUGAGUGUUUGUGCAAUGAAAACUGUCCAUUCCAUCUGGCUUGCUUCAAUUGGAAAUGUGCUGAUCCAUGCCUCGGCUCCUGCGGUGAGAAUGCCCUUUGUCAUGUCGUCAUGCACUAUCCAGUAUGCAGUUGUCCAUCUGAAUUUUACGGAGAUCCGCAUCGGGGCUGCUAUCAAACUAUCGGAGAAAUCGACAAAUGUAGUCUCACGAGAUGUGGAGCUAAUGCAAGAUGUAUCGAACAAUACGGUGUUACCUCUUGUGAGUGCAUACCAGGAUACUUUGGAAAUCCAGAAUUAGGAUGUCAUCUUGAGUGUUUGCAGAAUUCCGAUUGUAGUUUAAAUCAUGCUUGUCAAAAUCACAAAUGCGUCAAUCCAUGCGAAGGUGCUUGUGGUAGUGGAGCAUCGUGUGACGUCAUAAACCACUCGCCAAUGUGCUACUGCGAUGCCGAAAGCUUUGGCAAUCCAUACAUGUUCUGUCAACGCAAAGCACCCUAUGGACCAUCUCAAAUAAAACCUACCUCAUGCGAUCCGUCACCUUGUGGAGCGAACAGCAGGUGUACGCUCUCUCCACAAGGAUACGCUACUUGUACUUGUUUACCUGGAUUCCGAGGAAUCCCUCCACUUUGUAUUCCGGAGUGUGUUGCUAGCUCUGAAUGCUUACAAAUACAAGCUUGUGUGAACAACAGAUGUGUUAACCCGUGCAUUAAUAUGUGUGGCCACGGUGCUGUAUGUUCAGUUGUCAAUCACAAUCCAAUAUGCAAUUGCCCACCUGGACAAACCGGUGAUGCAUUUACAAAAUGCUACGUAGAUGAUACUCGCAUAGAUCCCGUACCCCCCACGCCUUGCAGUCCAAGCCCUUGCGGUCCACACUCCGUGUGUCAAGUGAAAAUGGGCCGACCAGUAUGUUCUUGUCAGACUAACUUCAUUGGCAGCUCACCGCAUUGCAGACCCGAGUGCAUGAUUAGCCAAGAAUGCCCGACCGAUAUGGCUUGCACAAAUUUUAAAUGCGUUCAUCCUUGCCCCGCCAGUUGUGGUGAAAAUUCUGAGUGCACAAUUAUCAAUCACACGCCUUAUUGCUCUUGCAGACCAGGAUUUGAAGGCGAUGCGUUCGUUGGUUGUACGCCAAAGCCAUACUUACCAGCAGAACCACGAAAUCCAUGCGACGAAUUGAGCUGCGGAGAGAAUGCUCUCUGUGAGAUUUAUGAUGGAGUUCCUAGAUGUUCUUGUAUUCCACCUUAUCUGGGUAAUCCAUACAGCGGAUGCAGACCCGAGUGCACAAUGAAUUCCGAGUGCAAUAGUAACUUGGCCUGUAUUAAUCAGCAUUGCCGUGAUCCAUGUGAGGGUGUUUGUGGAGUGAACGCUGUAUGUGAAGUGAUAAAUCAUAUACCUGUGUGCUCAUGUCGACCAGGAUUUACGGGCGAACCAUUUCAGUCGUGCAUUCAAGAUCAACCAAAAGAGCAUGUGACACCCUGUUCUCCUAGCCCAUGUGGACCUUAUAGUAUUUGCCGCGUACAAAGUGACCGGGCGGUCUGCUCAUGCAGUCCCGGAUAUCAGGGAGUGCCACCGAGUUGCAGGCCUGAAUGUCUAGUCAGCGCCCAGUGUUCGCCACAUUUAGCUUGUAUAAAUCAAAAGUGCGUCGAUCCGUGCGAAAAUGCUUGUGGCUUGGAUGCUCAUUGUUUGGUCAGCAAUCAUAAUCCAAUAUGUAGUUGUCGGAGAGGAUUCACUGGAGAUCCAUUCUUGCAGUGUACCAGAGAAGCGGUCGAAGUUAAGAAACCGUGCUCACCGUCUCCUUGCGGAUCCAACGCUAUAUGCCGCGUCCAAGGAGAUAGAGCUGUUUGCAGUUGUAAUCCUGGUAUGAUUGGUGCACCUCCAAAUUGCAGACCUGAAUGCUUAAUCGAUCAAGAUUGUCCCAAUCAUCUGGCUUGUACCCAGAAUAACAAGUGUACUGAUCCGUGUGUAGGCACCUGCGGACUCAAUGCUAUCUGCACAGCUCAUAAUCAUCAAGCAGUAUGCCAGUGCUACGAAGGCUUUGAAGGCGAUCCUUACUCCGGGUGCAUUUUGAAACCAAUUGUUGUACCAAUGGAACAAAAGAAUCCAUGCAACCCAUCACCAUGUGGUUUAAAUGCUAUAUGUACAGAAAAAAACAAUGCUGGAUCAUGCACAUGCCCACCUGAUUUCAUUGGUAAUCCUCAGAUUAGCUGUAGGCCAGAGUGUACCCAGAAUAACGAGUGUCCACACAAGAAAGCUUGCAUCAAUAAUAAAUGCCAGAAUCCAUGCACUGGUACCUGCGGUCUCAAUGCUCACUGUCAAGUUUUCAACCAUCAACCAUCAUGUACUUGCGAACCAGGAUAUACGGGAAAUCCUUUGCGUUCUUGUCAUCCGCCACCAUCACAACCGCCAAAGGUUAUACCAACGAAUCCGUGUGAUCCAUCACCUUGUGGUCCAUAUAGUAGUUGUCGCGUUAUUGAUGGACACGCUGUAUGCUCAUGUCAACAGAAUUACAUUGGAACUCCACCAGCUUGUCGACCAGAAUGUGUCGUGAGUGCCGACUGUCCACAAAAUAGAGCUUGCAUUGCUCAACGAUGUGAAAAUCCGUGCGUGCAAACCUGCGGGGUUGAUGCUGAGUGCCAAGUGAUUAACCACAAUCCUGUAUGUACUUGUCCGAACGGUUACAACGGUAACCCACUCAUUACUUGUAUAAAGGAGGAAGGCAAAACAUCUCCGCCUUAUUUACCACCAGAAAAUCCAUGUGCCACGGCAUUCUGUGGUCUUAAUUCACACUGUAGAGCCGUUGAUGGUGUUCCUGCUUGCUCGUGUUUACCAAACUUUGUCGGUAGACCACCCAAUUGUCGACCUGAAUGUUUGAUAAAUGAAGAGUGCCCUGGUAACCUUGCUUGUCAAGCCGAACGUUGCACUGACCCAUGCCCAGGUUCAUGUGGUCCAAACACUAUGUGCAGUGUUGUUCAGCACAAUCCAGUCUGCAUGUGCGACGAUGGAUUUACUGGUGAUCCGUUCCAAGGUUGCACAUUAAUUAUUGAACUGCCAAUAACAACUGAAAGGCCGAGUCCGUGCAAUCCAUCGCCCUGCGGUCCUAAUGCAAUGUGCAACGAACGUAAUAAUGUUGGUGCUUGUACCUGUAAACCCGAGUACUUCGGAGAUCCUUAUAUUGGAUGUAAACCUGAAUGCGUGACUAAUUCCGACUGUGAUAGAAAUAGCGCGUGCUUGAACAAUAAAUGUGUCAAUCCAUGUUUAGAUGUAUGUGGACCUCACGCUAUUUGUCGAGUAGUUAAUCAAGCUCCAACGUGUUCUUGUCUUCCUGAAUAUGUUGGAGAUCCAUUAACUGGUUGUUCUCCAAAAGCCCGAGUGACUGAAAAACCUAUUAUCGAUGCUUGUGAUCCAUCACCUUGCGGUCUUAAUAGUGUUUGUAGAACACUUAAUGACCACGCAGUGUGCUCAUGUCAGACCGGCUUCAUUGGAACACCUCCAAGCUGUCGGCCCGAGUGCACCGUGAGCUCAGAAUGUCCGCAAAAUAAGGCUUGUAUAAAUAACAACUGUGCUGAUCCUUGCUCGGAUACUUGUGGUCAAAAUGCUAAGUGCAUUGUGGUCAAUCAUAAUCCGGUUUGUAGCUGUGCGCCAGGUUACAGUGGUAAUCCAUUCGAAUACUGCACCUUAAUGGAUCAUACAACAGAGCGGAAUCUUGUUAAUCCUUGUACACCAAAUCCAUGCGGACCAAACUCGCAGUGUCGUGACAUUAAUGGACAACCUGCAUGUUCCUGUUUAUUGAAUUUCAUCGGAAGACCACCAAAUUGCAAGCCAGAAUGUACACACGACUCGGAAUGCUCAACUACAUUGUCUUGCAUCAAUCAGAAAUGUAAGAAUCCUUGCAUUAGUGCUUGCGGAGAUUUCGCCAGAUGCAACGUCUACAAUCAUCUUCCAGUAUGCUCUUGUCCUGAAGGAUACGUGGGCGAUGCAAGAAUACAGUGCACUUUACCAGUAACAACCACAACGCAAGAACCACCAUCAAAUCCAUGCAUACCAAAUCCAUGUGGACCUAAUGCUCAAUGUCGUGAAAGGAACGGAGCCGGUGCUUGUGCUUGCCUGCCCGAUUACUUCGGUGAUGCUUACGAUCUUCAACAAGGAUGUCGUCGGGAAUGCGAGCUCAAUAGCGACUGUUUGCCUCAUCUAUCUUGCACAGGUUAUAAAUGUGUUGAUCCUUGCCCUGGACAGUGUGGUACUUUAGCUAUUUGCACAGUUGAAAACCAUAUACCAAAAUGUACUUGUCCAGUCGGAUUCACUGGCGAUCCUUACUAUGCCUGUGAAGAACCAAAAAUUAUAUAUCCAGCUCCUGAUCCAUGUAUACCUUCGCCCUGUGGACCAAACAGCAAAUGUCGAUCAGUUAACAAUCAACCAGCUUGUACAUGUUUACCUAAUUACAUCGGUGAGCCACCACAAUGUCGGCCAGAGUGUCGCGUCAGCGGCGAGUGCCCUAACAAUCUGGCGUGCAUAAAUAACAAGUGCGCCGAUCCAUGUCCAAAUACUUGCGGAUUAAGAGCUGAAUGCAUUUGCAAGAACCACGUACCAAUUUGCACGUGUCCUCAAGGUUUCACUGGCAAUCCUUUUACGCAGUGUAUCGAAAUACCAAGGGAACUUCCGACUACCGAGAGACCUCCUUCGUGUAAUCCAUCCCCCUGCGGUCCAAACGCUCUUUGUCAAAUGAUAUCUGGAAAUCCAGCUUGUUCGUGUUUACCAAAUUUCAUUGGUAGUCCACCUGACUGUCGACCAGAAUGCCUUGUCGACUCUGAAUGUAAGAGUGAGCAAGCUUGUUUACAGAACAAGUGUCAAGACCCAUGUAGUGGAUCUUGCGGCUUGUAUGCCCAGUGUCAUGUUCUGAAUCAUAUUCCUAUAUGUACCUGUACCGAAGGCUUCACCGGUGACCCGUUCAGACAAUGCUUGCCAAUACCUAGCAAUGGACCACCACCACCAAGAGAUCCGUGCAAUCCAUCACCUUGUGGUCCCAAUGCGAUUUGUAAGAAUGGCGACUGCGAAUGUAUGCCGGAAUAUAAAGGCAAUCCAUUCGAAGUUUGUAAGCCCGAGUGCAUAAUGAAUAACGAAUGCCCUCGUGAUAUGACGUGCAUCAGAAAUAAGUGCAAAAAGCCAUGUCCUGGAGCCUGUGGUCAGAACGCUCAGUGUGACAUGAUCAACCACAUACCUGUAUGUUCGUGCCCAUCAGGACAAAUCGGAGAUCCAUUUAUUAGUUGCCGGCCACAACCCGUAGGACCUGUGUCUUCGCUAGAACCAUGUAACCCAUCACCCUGUGGGCCAAACAGCGUUUGUAAGAACAUCGAGGGUCACGCCGUUUGCUCGUGUAUCGCAGGAUACAUAGGUACGCCGCCAUCCUGCAGACCCGAGUGCGUAGUUAGUUCGGAAUGCUCGUCAACGAGGGCUUGCAUUAGUUACAAAUGCACUGACCCAUGUCUGGGUGCCUGUGGGAUAAACGCUCGCUGUGAAGUCAUCAAUCAUUCGCCAAUUUGCAGCUGUCUACCUGGUCAAAUUGGUGACCCGUUCAAGAGCUGUUAUGAAGCACCAGUGACAUCAAGGCCAAAGGUCAAUGCAUCUCCGUGCAACCCAUCGCCAUGUGGACCCAAUGCUAUAUGCCAGAAUAUUAAUGAUAGUCCAGUAUGCUCGUGUCAAGAGGGCUAUACUGGUAGUCCGCCAAAUUGUAGACCCGAAUGCGUGAUCAAUCCUGAUUGUCCGGCAAACAAAGCCUGCAUUAUGGAGAAAUGUCAAGAUCCAUGCGCUGGAUCAUGUGGUGAAAAUGCUGAGUGUACGGUCACCAACCACGCAGCAAUCUGCUCCUGUUUACGUAGUUUCACUGGAAAUCCAUUCAUCCAAUGCGUUCGCAUGCCAGAACCUUUACAUAAUCCCUGUGAACCAUCGCCCUGCGGUACUAAUGCUAUUUGCCAGCGAAGAGACAAUGCUGGAGCUUGUACCUGUAUACAGGAUUAUCAUGGUAAUCCGUAUGAAGGUUGCCAACCAGAGUGUACUCAUAGUUCGGAUUGCCAGACGAACAAGGCCUGUAUCAAUCUGAAAUGCAUCGAUCCUUGUCCUGGAGUUUGCGGAUCGAACGCCCAAUGCUCCGUAGUUAACCAUAUACCAACUUGCACGUGUCUACCUGGAUUUGUUGGUGAACCUUUUACCAGUUGUGUUUUUGAAGCAGUAACGGAGACGCCCAAGAUAGAAAACCCGUGCCAUCCAUCGCCGUGUGGUCCAAACAGUAUUUGUAAAAAAGUUAAUGACCAAGCAGUUUGUACAUGUCAAGAGAGUUACUUUGGUUCUCCUCCAAAUUGCAAACCAGAGUGUGUAGUAAGCUCGGAGUGUCCUCAAAAUCGUGCUUGCCAUUUAAAUAAGUGUACUGAUCCUUGUCCCGGAACUUGUGGACUUGAUGCUCAAUGCAGAGUCAUCAACCAUAAUCCACUUUGCAGUUGUCCACCUGGUUUUACAGGAGAACCAUUUACUAGAUGCUACGAGGAACCAAAGAUUAUAUUACCACCUCCAACUCCGGAUAAUCCAUGUCUCGUAAAUCCAUGUGGAUUAUAUGCCGAGUGUCGAAAAAUUGGUAAUCAGGCUGCAUGCUCGUGCAAGGCAAACUACAUCGGAUCGCCACCAAACUGUCGACCAGAAUGCAUUGUUAAUAGUGAUUGUGCUUCUGACCAAGCUUGUAUAUCUGAAAAAUGCCGUGAUCCAUGUAUUGGUUCUUGCGGACAGAAUACCGAUUGUCGUGUGCAGAACCAUAUCCCAACGUGCAUCUGUCAACCUGGUUACAGUGGUGAUCCAUUCAAUCUGUGUUCACCGAUCGACGAAAAAGAAAAGCCAAAAGAUAAUCGAUGCCAAUGCGGCAUUAACGCAGAAUGUGAAAAUGAGGUGUGUAGAUGUAAACCAAACUACUCUGGCGACCCGUACUCUGCUUGUCGACCAGAAUGUACCAUUAAUUCUGAGUGCCCGCGCACGAAAGCUUGCUUCAAUCAACGCUGUCGUGAUCCUUGCAUUGGCACAUGCGGCACCAGUGCUCUUUGCAAUGUCAUCAAUCACAUUCCGAUGUGCAGUUGCCCAGCUGAAAUGACUGGCAAUCCAUUCCAACAUUGCAAACACGUUAGAAAGAUUCCACCAACACAACCUUGCUCACCAUCACCUUGUGGACCGAACAGUGUAUGCAAAGUGAUUGAAAAUCAUGCCGUGUGUUCUUGCCAGCCAACAUUUGUUGGUAGUCCGCCAGCAUGUAGACCAGAAUGUGUCGUUAGCACCGAAUGUCCUCUUGAUCAAGCUUGUUUAAAUAACAAGUGCAGAGAUCCUUGCUUAGGAUCUUGUGGACAAAAUGCUAAAUGUCAGACUAUCAAUCAUAAUCCGAUCUGUAGUUGCUACGAACGCUAUACGGGUGAUCCAUUCUCAGCUUGUUAUCCAAUGCCAGUUGAACCACCAAGACAAGUGGAGAACCCGUGUCAACCGUCACCAUGCGGUCCAAACGCUGAUUGUCAAGUACGAGGUGAUACGUUUGCUUGUUCGUGCCAGCAAAACUACAUUGGUGUACCACCAAAUUGUCGACCAGAAUGUACCAUUAAUCCAGAAUGUCCACCUCAUCUCGCGUGUAUGCAGCAAAAGUGCCGUAAUCCAUGUGAUGGAGUAUGUGGCGUGAACGCACAAUGUACUGUAGUCAAUCAUAAUGCCGUGUGCACUUGUAACGACAACUUCCGUGGAGAUCCAUUCUCCUUGUGCCAGCCUUACGAACCACCAGUGGGACUACAGUAUUUACCAAGCAUCGUAAAUCCCUGCUCUCCAUCACCCUGUGGCGACAAUGCAAUCUGCCGCGAACAAAACGAUGUCGGUUCAUGUACUUGUAAACCUAAUUAUUUCGGUGACCCAUAUAUAUCUUGCCAACCCGAAUGUACAAACGAUUCUGAUUGUCUUCCAACCGAAACUUGCUUCAAUCUCCAAUGUCGCGAUCCUUGCCAAGGCGUUUGUGGUAUUAACGCCGAAUGUUACCCCUUUAAUCACAAACCAAGCUGUAAUUGUCGGCCAGGAUACACCGGAGAUGCAUUCAGAAUGUGCAUAAAACCAAUGAGAAUUCCGGAGGACCAUUGCAAUCCUUCACCCUGUGGUCUUUACAGUCAAUGCAAGGUUGUAAACGAUCAAGCAGUUUGUUCAUGUAUGAGUAGCUACAUAGGUGUUCCCCCAACAUGCCGACCCGAAUGCACCAUAAACGAAGAUUGCUCGUCGGAUUUGGCUUGCAUCAACCAGAAAUGUGAUUCUCCCUGUCCAGGAAAUUGUGGAAAAAAUGCACAAUGCAAAGGCAUUCAUCAUAAUCCCAUUUGCUUCUGUAACUCGGGAUUCACAGGAGAUCCGUUCACCAGAUGUAUACCCAAUUUAAAUAUAGAAGUCUUACCACGACCAAUCGCGCCAAUAAAUCCAUGUUUCCCUUCUCCAUGUGGUCAGUACGCGACUUGCAACGCUAUCGGUACUUUGCCGUCUUGUGCUUGUUUACCAUAUUGUAUUGGUACGCCACCACACUGUCGACCAGAAUGUACUGUCAACUCUGACUGCCCUAUGCACUUGGCAUGUAAUAAUGAGCGUUGUCGCGACCCUUGCGCGGGAUUAUGCGCUCUCAUGGCGAUUUGUAGCGUACACAAUCAUGUGCCCGUGUGUACUUGUCAACAAGGAUACGUGGGUGACCCAUUCACUAGCUGUAUUCCACAACCUACAAUUGCUACGUCAGUUAUAUUCGAAGAUUCAUGCAAUCCAAGCCCUUGCGGAGCAAAUGCCAAAUGUUUGGAAGGCAAAUGUACUUGUCUUCCUGAAUAUUUUGGUGACCCAUACUAUCAAUGCCAACCAGAAUGCGUCAUAAAUACAGACUGUCAGCCGACAAAGGCCUGCCAGGAUAACAAAUGCGUGGAUCCUUGCGUAGGAGCUUGCUCUCCUAGCGCAAUAUGUAACGUGUUCAAUCAUAUAAUAAUGUGCAGUUGUCCUCAAGGUACAACUGGAAACGCAUUCAUCCAGUGCAGACCUGUACCAGAAAUCAGCGACAAUGUUAACCCAUGUUUGCCAUCGCCUUGCGGUCCAAACAGUAUUUGCCGUGCGUUUAACGGUCAGGCUAUCUGUACAUGCAUGCAAGAUUACUUAGGAGCACCACCGAGCUGUAGACCGGAAUGUGUAGUCGAUUCUGACUGUCCUAAGAACGAAGCAUGUAGUAAUUUGCAAUGUCGCAACCCAUGCGUAGGGGCUUGCGGUAUCAAUGCCGAUUGUCGCGUGUUUAAUCAUUCACCUGUUUGCACAUGUGUGAUCAAUUAUAUUGGCAACCCUUUCGUCAGAUGCGAUCCCAGAAUCGAAGAUCCACUGGAAUCUUCGUGCCCAUCUUGCGCGUGUGGUCCAAACGCUGACUAUCAGUCUAUCGAUGGCAAUCCUGCAUGCGCUUGCCUGCCAGGCAUGAUAAAUUCGCCACCAAAUUGUAGACCAGAGUGCAUUAGCAAUUCCGAAUGUUCGACUCACCAGGCGUGCAUAAAAAACAGGUGUACCGAUCCAUGCAUUGACGGCUGUGGUAUCAAUGCUUUAUGUCAUGUAAUCAGCCACGUACCUAUGUGCACGUGUCUUGAGGGCUACAGUGGCGAUCCCUUUUCCAUGUGUAUUCACAGCCCACAACCUCCAACGAACCCACAAGCAGCUCAAAAUCCCUGUUCACCAAGCCCAUGCGGUAUAAACGCAGUCUGUCGUGAGCAGAAUGGCGUUGGAUCAUGCUCAUGUAUACCCGACUACUCUGGAAACCCAUACGAAGGCUGCCGACCCGAAUGUACCAUUGAUUCUGAUUGUCCGACCAAUCUCGCCUGCCUGAGGCUCAAGUGUCUGAAUCCCUGUCUUGGUACUUGUGGUCCCAAUGCUGACUGCCAAGUUAUUAAUCACUUGGCCAGUUGUACUUGCCCACCCGGCUAUACUGGCGAUCCUUUCAAUUCUUGCCGCCCCUAUCAGUCGCCACCCAUUACUCAAAGACCGGUAAAUCCUUGCAACCCUUCGCCUUGUGGAUCCAACUCAAACUGUCGCAUCGUAAACGGCCAGUCCGUUUGUACAUGUCGAUCCACGUACUUAGGAAUUCCACCAAAUUGUCGACCAGAAUGUGUCGUUAAUUCUGAAUGUCCUUUAAAUAGGGCGUGUAUAAAUCAGAAAUGUGUUGACCCAUGUCCGAAUCACUGUGGACUCAAUGCCAUCUGCAGAGUAAUCAAUCAUAGUCCGAUCUGUUCUUGUCAAAUUGAUCACACAGGAGAUCCUUUCACUCGAUGUUUAUUCAUUGAGAGGCCUAAAGUUGAAUUAGAUCCGUGUAUACCUUCACCUUGUGGACCGUACUCAACAUGUCGUAAAGUUGGAUCCUUAGCAUCUUGUUCAUGUCUACCUAAUUACAUAGGCAGUUCACCCACUUGUAGACCGGAGUGUAGUAUUGAUUCUGAUUGUCCAAGCAAUCAAGCUUGUAUGAACGAAAAAUGUCGCAAUCCAUGUCCUGGUUUGUGUGGUAUUGAAGCCAGAUGUAGUUGUAUCAAUCAUAUACCCAUAUGCUCAUGUCCACCAUCUAUGACAGGCGAUCCCUUCAAUUAUUGUACACCGAUACUUCCUACGACCGAACCACAAAUCACUCAUAAUGAUCCUUGUUUCCCUUUUCCUUGUGGAUCUAAUGCACAAUGCAAUAAUGGAUUUUGUACUUGUUUUCCUAAAUACCAAGGAGAUCCAUACGUAUCUUGCCGACCCGAAUGCGUUCUUAAUAAUGAUUGCCCGACCAAUCGAGCAUGUAGUAAUAACAAGUGUAUAGAUCCAUGCCCUGGAACAUGUGGAAGUUUGGCCUCGUGUAACGUUUAUAAUCAUAUUCCAAUAUGUACAUGUCCUCAGGGAAUGCAGGGCAAUGCAUUCAUUGCUUGCUACGAAUACGAAGAAACAAUUCGAAAUCCUUGCAGUCCAUCCCCUUGUGGACCAAACAGUAUUUGUCGCGAAAAUAAUCAACAAGCCGUCUGUAGUUGUUUACCUAACUAUUUGGGUAGCCCUCCAUCGUGUAGACCUGAAUGUACUCAGAGUUUAGAGUGUUCUCUUGAUCGCGCAUGCAGUAACCAAAAGUGUGUAGAUCCUUGCAUCGGUGUUUGUGGUCUUAAUGCUCAGUGUAAGGUACACAAUCACAAUCCAAUCUGUGCAUGUAUGGAUCAAUAUACUGGAAAUCCAUUUAGUUUGUGCGAAAAAUUUUCUCCAGUAAUUGCAGAGUCAACUAAUCCUUGUAUACCAUCACCUUGUGGACCGUAUUCACAAUGUAAAGAGAUAAAUAAUUUGCCUUCUUGUAUAUGUUUGCCAGAAUACGUUGGGUCACCACCAAAUUGUCGUCCAGAAUGUAUAAGUAAUAAUGAAUGUUCAAAUAAUUUAGCAUGCAUCAAUAUGAAAUGCAAAAAUCCAUGUGAAAACUCUUGUGGUCUUAAUGCUGAAUGCCACGUUGUGAGUCAUACACCAAUGUGUAUAUGUUCUACCGGAUAUAUAGGAGAUCCAUUUUUACAAUGCACUAUAAAACCUAGUAAGAUCAUUCAAAUAACUGAUCCUUGCGUACCCUCUCCUUGCGGUAACAAUGCUCUUUGUCGUAAACAGAAUAAUAUAGGAUCAUGCACAUGUAUUGACGGUUACACUGGAAAUCCUUACGAAGGAUGUCGUCCAGAGUGUGUUAUAAGCUCUGAUUGUCCAGGAAAUCAAGCUUGUAUUAAAAAUAAAUGUAGAGACCCGUGUCCUGGAACUUGUGGACAAUAUGCAACCUGUCAAGUAGUAAACCACUUACCUCUUUGUACCUGUCUUCAGUCUUAUACUGGAGAUCCAUUCACUUACUGUCGAAUAAUUCAUGAGGAAGUAAAAAAUCCCUGUAGUUUCAAUCCGUGUGGUCCUAAUAGUGAAUGCCGAGUGAACAACGGUCAAGCAGUAUGCUCUUGUAAACCGCAAUACUUCGGUAUACCCCCUGGUUGCCGUCCAGAAUGUACAAUAAAUUCAGAGUGUUCGUUAGACAAAUCUUGUGUUAAUUUGAAAUGCAUAAAUCCUUGUAUCAAAAUUUGUGGUAGAAAUGCCAGCUGUAAAGUUAUUAAUCAUAGUCCAAUAUGUUCCUGUCUCGAAGGAUACUCUGGCGAUCCAUUCACAGUUUGUUUACCGAAUGAAAAUAAAUAUCCUAUUACAAAUAUCCAACCAUGCGUGCCAUCACCAUGUGGACUAUAUUCUGAAUGUCACGUUGUUAACGAUAAUGCUGUUUGCACUUGUCAACAAAAUUAUUUCGGGAUUCCUCCAAAUUGUCGCCCAGAAUGUACUGUUAAUACUGAUUGUCCAAAGAAUAAAGCUUGCAUUAGGAACAGAUGUACCGAUCCUUGUCCGGGUUCAUGUGGAUUUGAAGCAUUAUGUACAGUUUUUCAACAUACUCCUGUAUGCACUUGUCCCGAGGGAUACACGGGCGAUCCAUUCAAUUUAUGUCAUAUUAAUGCUCCAAUAAUGGAUGCAGAAAUAAUUAACUUAUGCAACCCAUCGCCAUGUGGUCCUAAUACAAAUUGCCAUGAUGGAGAAUGUACAUGUCAACCAGGGUAUUCGGGAAAUCCGUCAAUCGGUUGUAGACCAGAAUGCGUUGUAAAUGGAGAAUGUCCAUUUAAUAAAGCGUGUAUUCGAAACAAAUGCGUUGACCCAUGUAUAGGCAUUUGUGGACAGAAUGCACAAUGCUUAACAACAAAUCAUAUACCUAUUUGUACUUGUCCGGCAGGAACAAGCGGUAACGCUUUUAUUUCUUGCAAUCCUUAUGAAGUUGUAAAUUUAAAGCCAUGUUCUCCAACUCCUUGUGGACAAAACAGUCAUUGUAGAGAAGUUAAUGGAUUAGCCAUGUGUAAGUGUAUUGAAGGCUAUGUUGGAAGUCCUCCAACUUGUCGACCUGAGUGUGUAGUUAGUUCCGAUUGUCCACAACAUUUAGCCUGCAUCAAUCAAAAAUGUAAAGAUCCAUGUUCAGGUGUAUGCGGUUUGAAUACACAAUGUUUGGUUAAAAAUCAUAAUCCUAUUUGCACAUGCAAACAAGGAUUUGUCGGUAAUCCUUUCAUUGCUUGUACACCUCAGUUAGACCAGAUAAUAACAGAAAAACCAAUAAACCCUUGCAAUCCCUCACCUUGUGGACAGUAUGCACAAUGUGAAGUGGUAAAUCAAUCUCCAGCAUGUGUUUGUUUGCCUGGAUUUGAAGGCAGCCCACCUAAUUGCCGUCCAGAAUGUUUAAAUAACAACGAAUGUGCUCAAAAUUUAGCAUGCAUUAGACAGAAAUGUAAAAAUCCUUGUACAGGUUCCUGCGGUGCCAAUUCUGAUUGCCACGUAGCAAAUCAUUUGGCAAUGUGUUUGUGUAGAGCAGGUUUUACUGGAGAUCCAUUCAUUCAAUGUUUUCCUAAUCCGAGUAAACUACCCAUUGAAGUUAAUAAGCCAUGCUCUCCAAAUCCUUGCGGAUCUAACGCAAUUUGCAAAGUCCAAGGAAAUGCAGGGUCAUGCAGUUGUCUCCCAGAAUAUAUAGGAAAUCCUUAUGAAGGCUGUAGACCAGAAUGCAUAAUGGAUUCUGAAUGUACACAUAGUUUAGCUUGCUUACAAAACAAAUGUAGAGAUCCUUGUCCUGGAACUUGUGGACAGAACGCAUUGUGCCAAGUUGUUAAUCACGUGCCUCGUUGCACUUGUGGUGAAGGAUACACAGGCAAUCCUUAUUCUCUUUGUAUAUUGACACAAUUUACCACGCCUGAGCCCACUGAUCUGUGUAACCCAUCUCCUUGCGGACCAAACAGUGAGUGUCGGGUCAAUAACGGUGUUUCAGUCUGUUCCUGUCGACCAACAUUUGUUGGUUCUCCACCAAAUUGCCGACCAGAAUGUGUUGUUAAUUCAGAAUGUCCUUCGCAUCAAGCUUGUAUUAAACAGAAAUGUACUGAUGCUUGCGUUGAUGUUUGUGGUACUAAUGCAAAUUGCAAAUCUAUCAAUCACAAUCCAAUUUGCUUUUGCGAUAGCGGUUAUACCGGAAAUCCAUUCACAAGGUGUAUUCCAUCAAUUGUAUCAUCUCAGCCACUUCAAAAUCCUUGUGUGCCAUCGCCAUGCGGUGCUAAUGCCAUUUGCCAACAAAUUGGUGAAACUGCAGCGUGCACUUGCUCACCAAAUUAUAUCGGAAGUCCACCAAAUUGUCGACCAGAAUGUACCAUCAACUCAGAUUGCCUUCCUAAUAAAGCCUGUAUGCAAGAAAGAUGUAAAGACCCUUGUCAAGGAUCGUGUGGUUUUGAUGCUACUUGUAUAGUACACAAUCAUGUGCCAAUUUGCACCUGCCGUGAAGGUUAUUCUGGAAAUCCUUUCGAACAAUGCCGCAUUGUACCGACGCAAUUUGAACCUACCGAAGUUGAUUUAUGUAGUACUAAUCUCUGCGGAUCAAACGCACUUUGCAACAAUGGUAUUUGCACAUGUAUGUCCGAAUUUUAUGGCGAUCCUUAUAUUGGUUGCCGACCAGAAUGUGUACUCAACACAGACUGUCCUCGUGAUAAAACUUGUGUUCGAAACAAAUGUCAGAACCCUUGUCCAGAACCAUGUGCUUUCAAUGCACUCUGUACGGUUGUAAAUCACGUUCCUAUAUGCAGUUGUCCAACAGGUUUUGAAGGAAAUGCAUUUGUACAAUGCACUCCUCAAAGAGAUCAAGAGAUAAAUUUAUCUCCUUGCACUAAAUCUCCUUGCGGACCAAAUAGUAUUUGCCGACCGAUCAAUAGUCAAGCAGUAUGUUCUUGCAUUCAAGGUUAUCUUGGUAGUCCACCGUUGUGUCAUCCAGAAUGUACAACUAGUUCAGAAUGCUCUUUAAACCAAGCUUGUGUGAAUCAAAAGUGUGUCGAUCCAUGCAUUGGAGUAUGUGGUAUUGAUGCCAUAUGCAAAGUAGUAAACCAUAAUCCUAUAUGUCAUUGUUUAUCACAAUUCACUGGAAAUCCAUUCUCACAAUGCAUACCUAUACCGGACACACUACCUGAACCAAUUAAUCCUUGUCAACCAUCACCGUGUGGUCCGAAUGCAUUAUGCCAAGUAAAUAACGAAUCUCCAUCGUGUAGUUGCUUAUCCGAAUUUAUAGGUUCGCCACCAAAUUGUAGACCCGAAUGCGUAAGCAAUAGUGAAUGCUCAGGUCAUCAAGCUUGCAUUAAUAAAAAAUGCAGAGAUCCAUGUUCAGAUUAUUGUGGUAUAAAUGCAAAAUGUCGAACUGUUAGUCAUGUGUCAAUGUGUUAUUGUCCUAGUCAAUAUACUGGUGAUCCAUUUGUUGAAUGUUAUAUUAAACCAAUCGAUAUUCCUGCUAUAUCCGAACAACAUCCUUGUCAGUUAAAUCCUUGUGGAGCAAAUGCUAAAUGCAUUGAACAGAAUGGCGCUGGUGCCUGUAUAUGUAAUUCUGAUUACACUGGUAAUCCUUAUACAGGUUGCAGACCAGAGUGCAUCGUUAGUAGCGAUUGCCCAGCGAAUCUCGCUUGUAUUAAUUCGAAAUGCAAGGAUCCGUGUCCUGGUACUUGUGGGUCGAAUGCACAGUGUCAAUGUAUCAAUCAUGUAGCCAUUUGUUCUUGUUAUGCUGGUUACAGUGGCGACCCUUAUCAAUUAUGUCAAAUUUUAGAACCGAUUGCCAAUAACCCAAUCAACCCAUGUUCUACAACGUAUUGUGGACCAAACAGUCAGUGUAGAGAAAUUAAUAAUAUAGCAGUAUGCUCAUGUUUACCUGAAUACACGGGCAGUCCACCAGCCUGUAGACCUGAAUGUGUUAGUAGUUCAGAAUGCUCAUCAACAAAAGCAUGUAUCAAUCAAAAAUGCGUUAACCCAUGUCCAGCUGUCUGUGGUCAGAAUUCCAAUUGUAGAGUCAUUAAUCAUUCUCCUCAUUGUACAUGUAUACCAGGUUACACCGGUGAUCCGUUCAGUAUUUGUUUCCAAAGUCCCCCUACUCCAUCACAUACAGAACCGGUAAUUUUACAAAAUCCAUGCAUCUCUUCGCCUUGCGGUCUGAAUGCGGACUGUCGUGAUUUAGGCGGAAUACCAUCUUGCGCGUGUAAAGAUACAUUUAUUGGCUCUCCACCAAAUUGCAAACCAGAAUGUACUAUCAACUCCGAAUGCUCUGCUAAUUUAGCCUGUAUUAGGCAAAAGUGCCAUGAUCCGUGUCCAGGUUCUUGUGGUAUAUCGGCUAUAUGUAAUGUAAUUAAUCAUAUUCCGAUAUGUUUGUGUCCGGAUGGUUAUACCGGAAAUCCUUUCAAACUUUGUAGUAUCAAGUCUGAGAAACCACAAAUAUUAACUGAUGACCUUUGUUCCGAAAUGCAAUGUGGUUUGAAUGCUGUAUGCAAUAAUGGCAAUUGUUCAUGUUUACCCGAAUAUCAAGGUGAUCCAUAUCAAAGUUGCAGACCAGAAUGUGUAAUAAAUAGUGAUUGUGAUUUCAAUAAGGCAUGUCUCAGACAGAAAUGUGUUAAUCCAUGUCAAAAUACUUGUGGUCAAAAUGCAAUUUGUAAUGUGUACAACCAUAUUCCAAUUUGCACUUGCCCUCCUGGUAUGACUGGUAAUGCAUUUACAUUCUGCACUCCCAUUCAAAACAUUGAAGUCUACAAUGACCCAUGCAAUCCGUCACCAUGUGGACCCAAUAGUUUGUGUCGCGAAGUUAACAAACAAGCAGUCUGCACUUGCGUUGUUGGAUAUCUUGGCUCUCCUCCAUCUUGUAGACCAGAAUGCAUCGUUAGCUCGGAAUGUCUUCAGGAUCAAGCUUGUAACAAUCAGAAGUGUGUUAAUCCUUGCCUAGGUGUGUGUGGAAAUCGGGCUCUUUGUAAAGUUAUAAGUCACAACCCAAUAUGCAGCUGUCCUCAAGGCAUGUCUGGAAAUCCAUUCAUAGCAUGUUUUCCGAUUCGUAAGCAUCAACCGUUACCACCGGUAAAUCCUUGUGUACCAUCACCUUGUGGUUUAAAUUCUCAGUGUCAAGUUAGCAACGAUUCGCCAUCUUGCUCAUGUUUACCGAAUUUCCUGGGAACUCCUCCCAAUUGUCGACCAGAAUGUACUAGCAACUCUGAAUGUCCAAAUUAUUUGGCAUGUAUAAAUAAAAAAUGUCAAGACCCAUGUCCUAAUUCUUGUGCACCUAAUGCACGAUGUCAUGUUAUCAGUCACACACCUAAUUGCGUUUGUCCAGUAGGAUAUAUAGGAGAUCCAUUCCACUAUUGCUCAGUGCAAAUUAGUCAAGAACCAUACUCCGUAAAUCCAUGCUUGCCUUCGCCAUGUGGUACAAAUGCCGUUUGUAAAAUUCAACAAAAUGCAGGAUCAUGUACGUGUCUACCAAAUUAUUUUGGCAAUCCAUAUGAAGGAUGUCGUCCUGAAUGCAUAUUAGAUACUGAUUGCCCUGCAAACUUAGCGUGUAUUGGUCAAAGAUGUACAAACCCAUGUUUCGGAGCUUGCGGUCAGAAUACCGAAUGUUACGUACAAAAUCAUUCACCGGUUUGCAUUUGUAUUGAUGGUUAUACUGGAAAUUCACUUAAAUAUUGUCAGCAAAUCCCUCCUGCCCCAUCAAUUCUUAGUCCAUGCAGUACCACACAAUGCGGCCCGUAUUCUCAGUGUCGUGAGAUAAAUGGUCUAGGUGUAUGUUCUUGUCUCUCAGAAUUUUCGGGUUCACCACCAGCAUGUAGACCAGACUGUUUGACGAAUUCUGAUUGUGCACCGACUCUUGCUUGUAUCAAUCAAAAGUGUACUGAUCCUUGUAUUAAUCAAUGCGGUGAACAAGCGAUCUGUCGAGUUUUGAAUCACAGUCCACACUGCACUUGCAAGUUAGGACUCACUGGAGAUCCAUUCUCGCGUUGUUAUUUCUUAGAAUCACCUCCACAACCACCAUCAAAUCCUUGCAUUCCAUCUCCUUGUGGAUUUAAUUCACUAUGUCAAAAUGUAAAUGGGUUGUCAUCCUGCUCUUGUGCUCCAAAUUAUCUGGGCAUGCCACCAAACUGUCGUCCUGAAUGUACAAUCAAUUCAGAUUGCUCAAGUGAUAAAGUGUGCACAAAUGAACAAUGUCAAAAUCCGUGCCCUGGUCUCUGUGGUUCUAAUGCUGUUUGCACAGUUUAUCAACAUACAGCAAUAUGUACCUGUAUGGAAGGUUAUGUAGGAGAUCCAUUCACAAGUUGUCAAUAUAAACCACCUCAAGCACAACUUAGUGAUAUAAUACAAUGCAAUUGUGGCCCCAACGCUAACUGCAUAAAUGAAAUUUGUAAAUGUCAACCAGAAUAUUUUGGAGAUCCUAUUAUCGGUUGCCGACCAGAAUGUAUUAUAAAUACAGAAUGUCCUAAUAAUAGAGCAUGUAUUCAAAAUAAAUGUCAAAAUCCAUGCGUUAACACGUGUGGACAAGAUGCUGAAUGUUAUGUCUCACAGCAUACUCCAACGUGCUAUUGUCCAGUGGGUAAAACUGGUAAUGCAUUUAUUUCAUGUCGAGCAGUACCAGCAAUGCUAGAUCGAAGACCAUGUAUUCCAUCGCCUUGUGGUCCAAACAGCAUAUGCCGUGAAAUAAAUGGCAAUGCUGUUUGCUCGUGCAUUCCUGGAUUUUUAGGAAGUCCACCGUCCUGUAGGCCAGAAUGUACCUUGAACUACGAUUGCGCGAAAGAUCGUGCUUGCAUUAAUCAAAAAUGUAUAGAUCCUUGUUUAGGUGUUUGUGGUCAACAAGCAAUUUGUCAAGUUCAUAAUCAUAAACCUAUAUGCACAUGUCCCGAAAAGCAUUCGGGCAAUCCUUUCAUCAGCUGUCUACCAGAACCAUUAAUAGGGCCACCAGUAAAUCCAUGUCAACCCUCCCCGUGCGGUCCUUACUCAACUUGUCAGGCCAUAAAUGAUUCGCCUUCUUGCACAUGCGAAAGCGGUUUCAUUGGAACACCACCGAAUUGCAGAUCCGAGUGUGUUAGCAAUUCUGAGUGUCCAAUUAGACAAGCAUGUAUGAAUCAGAAAUGCGCCGAUCCUUGCGUGAAUACUUGUGGAGCUAAUGCCGUAUGCAAUGUCGUCAGCCAUACGGCUGUUUGUACAUGCGCAAGUUCCUACAUCGGUGAUCCAUUCACGCAAUGUAUUCCGCCUGCGAUUCCAGAAAAAAUAAACCCAUGUAUCCCCUCACCAUGCGGCUCUAACGCCAAUUGUAGAGAGCAAAAUGGGGUUGGAUCGUGUACAUGUAUACCCGACUACUUUGGAAACCCAUAUGAAGGCUGUGUACCCGAGUGCGUCCAUGACUCUGACUGCUCUUCCUACCUGAGCUGUGUACAGAAAAAGUGCAAAGACCCUUGCCCCGGCGCAUGUGGCCAAAAUGCCGAUUGCACUGUCGUUAAUCACUUGCCCUCGUGUAAAUGUCGCCUAGGAUACACUGGAAAUCCAUUCAGUUUCUGUAAUUUUAUGGCCAUACCCCCUGUAAAGGAGAAUGUUUGUUCUCCAUCACCCUGCGGACCAAAUAGUCAAUGUCAGGAAGUAAACGGUCAAGCCGUAUGCUCGUGUCUGCCUACAUACAUUGGUAGCCCACCUGGAUGUAGACCCGAAUGUAUAAGUAGUGCCGAGUGCCCACCCGAGUUAGCGUGUAAAAAUCACAAGUGCGUGAACCCAUGCCCGAACCCUUGUGGCAUUAGUGCUGAUUGCAAAGUUGUAAAUCAUAGCCCUAUCUGUACUUGUGUCUCAGGAUACACUGGCAAUCCAUUUACACAAUGUAUACCUAUACUACCACCUCAAAUUAUAAAACCAAUUUACGUAAACCCAUGUGUUCCAUCGCCUUGCGGUAAUUACGCUCAGUGUCGUGACGUAAACGGAGCAUCAAUUUGCUCAUGCCUUGAUAAUUACAUUGGUCAACCACCAAAUUGCAGACCCGAGUGUUCCAUACACUCAGAAUGUACCAGUGAUAAAGCAUGUAUCAAUCAUAAAUGUGUUGAUCCUUGUCCGGGAUCUUGUGGAGCUUUCGCUUUAUGUAGUGUGCAUAAUCACGUGCCAAUAUGCACCUGCCCUCAGGGAUACACUGGUGAUCCAUUCACUCAGUGUAACAUUCAACCACCAAUAGCUGAUCCUGUUCUUACUGACAAAUGUAACCCAUCACCUUGCGGUGUAAACGCAUUGUGUAGAGACGGUCAAUGCACUUGUCCGCCAGAAUUCCAAAAAGGAGAUCCCUAUACUGGUUGCCGUCCUGAGUGUGUUCAGAACCCCGAUUGUCCGCGUGAUCGCGCUUGUUUGCAAAGAAAGUGUCAAAAUCCGUGUUCAGGAGCUUGCGCCUCAAAUGCCAUUUGCACGGUCAUUAAUCACGUUCCAAUGUGCAGUUGCCCAGCUGGAUUAACCGGCAACGCAUUUACUCAGUGCACAUCUAUACCACCUGUAAUUCCAACAAACCUGUGCAAUCCAUCACCUUGCGGUCCUAACAGUGAAUGUCGAGCUAUCAAUGGCCAAGCUGUGUGCUCGUGUAUCAGAGGUUACCUUGGUAGUCCUCCAACUUGUAGACCCGAAUGUGUCAUUAGUUCUGAUUGUCUUCAAAAUCAAGCGUGUAACAAUCAAAAAUGUAUAGAUCCGUGUGUUGGUGCCUGCGGAAUUGGCGCUCUAUGUAGAACUAUAAAUCACAACCCAAUCUGUAACUGUCCACUACAGUAUACCGGAAAUCCAUUUGUCAAUUGCACAGACACACCAGUAAUUUCCACAAAUCCUUGUCAACCAUCACCUUGUGGUCCGAAUGCCGAUUGCAAUAUUGUUAAUAACUCGCCAUCUUGUGCUUGUCGAGCCGAAUUCAUUGGAAUUCCACCAAACUGUCGACCUGAAUGUAUCAGUAACAGCGAGUGCGCUAGUCAAUUAGCUUGUAUCAACCAAAGGUGUAGGAAUCCUUGUAUAAAUGCUUGUGGUAGCAACACAGAUUGUACAGUAGUUAGUCAUGUCCCAAUGUGUACUUGUAUUGCAUCGUAUAGUGGUGAUCCAUUUGUUCAGUGUAACCCUAUAAUAAUUCCGCAACCUUCAGUUACUACAAGUCCAUGUCAACCUAGUCCAUGCGGUUCAAAUGCAGAUUGUAGAGUACAAAAUAAUGCAGGAGCUUGUACUUGCAAGCCCAAUUACUUUGGUAAUCCUUACGAAGGUUGUCGUCCAGAAUGUGUUGUAAAUACGGAUUGUUCUUCGAACUUAGCUUCUUGUAUCAGACAGAAAUGCCAAAAUCCUUGCCCUGGUACAUGUGGAACAAAUGCAGACUGUCAAGUUAUCAAUCACAUUCCCAUUUGUAUAUGUUUUGCUGGUUACACUGGAAAUGCAUUCACUUACUGUAGUAUUAUGCAUGAACCUGUAGAACUAGACGAUCCAUGUAAUCCAAACCCAUGUGGUCCAUAUAGUCAAUGUCGUGUAAAUAAUGGAAAAGCUGUUUGUACAUGCUUGUCCGAAUAUAUUGGAACACCACCAAAUUGUCGACCAGAAUGUACUGUCAGCUCGGAAUGUCUACCAAAGAAGGCAUGCGUGAAUAGAAAAUGUGUCGAUCCUUGUAUAGGUGUAUGUGGAUUAAAUACAAAAUGCGAGAUUAUUUACCGUAGUCCUAUUUGCUCAUGCAUAACUGGUUACACUGGAGAUCCAUUCAGUGUAUGUUACGAAUUACCGAAAAUAGAACUAAUUAAAACAAAUCCAUGCUUUCCUUCACCUUGUGGGCCAAAUUCAGUGUGUCAAACUAUUAAUGAUCAAGCAUCAUGUGCUUGUUCACCUACUUUCAUAGGAUCACCACCUUACUGUAGACCAGAAUGUUCUGUCAAUUCCGAUUGUCCUAGUGAUCAAAAUUGUAUCAACAAUAAAUGCCAAGAUCCAUGUCCCGGUUUGUGUGGAUAUCAUGCACAAUGUAAAAUUUACAAUCAUGUACCUGUAUGCUCGUGUCUUGAAACAUAUACUGGCGAUCCGUUUUCGGGAUGCAAUCCGAAACCGAUUGACUCAGUGAUACAUGAUAAACCAAAUGAUUUAUGCUUAAAUUGUGGAUCGAAUACACAAUGCACAAGUGAUGGAUGCUCUUGCUUACCUGAUUACCAUGGUGACCCAUAUAUUGGUUGUCGACCAGAAUGCGUUUUAAAUACAGAUUGUCUAAGAACUCAAGCUUGUAUUAAUAAAAAAUGUACUAAUCCAUGUACUGAUAUUUGUGGACAAAAUGCAGAAUGCGCAGUUGUAAAUCAUAUUCCAAUUUGUACGUGUUUUAAUGGCAUGAUUGGUAAUGCAUUCGUUGCUUGCUAUCCGAAACCUUCUUCAAUAGCUGAAAAUCCAUGCAAUCCAUCACCAUGUGGUUCGAACAGCCAAUGUCGCAAUGUAAAUGGUCAAGCUGUUUGCUCAUGUGUUUUUGGCUACUUAGGCUUACCACCGAACUGUAGACCUGAAUGUAUAUUGAGCUCAGACUGUCCAUUAACGAAGGCAUGCAAUAAUCAAAAAUGUAUAGAUCCAUGUCAAGGAACUUGCGGCAUAAAUGCACGUUGUACUGUGAACAAUCAUAAUCCGAUUUGCAGUUGUCAAGAUGGUUUGACUGGUGAUCCAUUUGCUUUAUGCAGACCAAUGGCUGAACCGCCAAAAUCAACAACUGUUGAUCCUUGCAUACCUUCACCUUGCGGUCCUAAUUCACAAUGUCAAGUAAUGAAUGGUGCACCUUCAUGCUCGUGCUUGCCAGAAAUGAAAGGCACUCCACCAAACUGUCGACCAGAAUGCGUCAGCAACAGCGAGUGCCCAACUCAUUUAGCUUGUAUAAAUGCAAAAUGUCGUGAUCCCUGCCCAGGUUCAUGUGGUACUUUUGCCGAAUGCCGCGUGGUUAGUCACACACCAAUGUGUUCUUGUUUCACUGGUUAUUAUGGAGAUCCAUUCACUGGAUGCGCACCUAUUCAAGAUGUAAUGAUGCCAAACCUCGUUACUCCUUGUCUACCAUCGCCUUGUGGUACGAACGCAGUUUGUCGUACACAGAAUGGAGUAGGAGCUUGCACAUGCGUGCAAGAUUACAUAGGCAAUCCAUACGAUGGAUGUAGACCAGAGUGUGUUAUCAACUCAGAUUGUCCAGCUGACAAAGCAUGUAUUCGUUCAAAAUGUCAGAAUCCAUGUCCUGGAAUAUGUAGUCAGAAUGCUAUAUGUCAUGUAAUAAAUCACGUGGCUCAGUGUACUUGCAAUAUUGGCUUCACUGGAAAUCCAUUUAGUUAUUGUUUACCUCAUAGAGAACCUGAACCACCUGUACAGCCAUGUGUUCCAUCUCCUUGUGGUCCAAACAGCCAAUGUCGCGAGUCUAAUGGACAAGCCGUAUGCACCUGUUUACAAAAAUUCCUGGGAAGUCCACCAUUCUGUCGACCUGAAUGCACAAUCAGCUCAGAAUGUGCAACUAAUAUGGCUUGCGUCAAUAAUAAAUGCGUAGACCCAUGUUCAAAUUCAUGCGGUCUUGCUGCUAAGUGUCAAGUUAUCAAUCAUAGUCCAAUUUGUAGUUGUAAUGAUGGAUUUACUGGAAAUCCAUUCACGAGAUGUUAUCAAACACUUGCCCCUCCAUCGGUAAAACGACCUACAAACCCAUGUGUUCCUUCACCAUGUGGUCCAUUCUCUAUAUGCCAAGAUAUUAGUGGUACACCAGCUUGCACUUGUAAUAACAAUUAUGUGGGAACGCCUCCUAACUGCAGGCCAGAAUGCACUAUAAAUUCAGAAUGCUCAGCAAAUCUAGCUUGCAUAAACGAGAAAUGUAGAGAUCCAUGUCCAGGUUCCUGUGGUAUCAGUGCUAAAUGUUUAGUAGUUAACCAUGUGCCAAUGUGUACUUGCCCCGAGGGUUACGUUGGUGAUCCAUUCGAAAAUUGUCUUCCAAGACCACCAGAACUCCAGCCAGCAAUAGUUGAUCGUUGUAAUCCAUCACCAUGUGGAUCUAAUACACAAUGUAAAGAUGGCAUUUGCGUUUGUAUGCCAGAAUAUUCAGGAGAUCCUUAUAUCGGCUGCCGACCCGAAUGUGUCGUAAGCGAUGAUUGCCCGUAUGAUAAAGCUUGCAUUCAAAGAAAAUGUCAAGAUCCAUGUCUUGGAAUUUGUGCUUAUAACGCUGAAUGUACGGUUAUCAAACAUGCGCCAAUGUGUAGUUGUCCAUCGGGUACAACUGGAAAUGCAUUUACAACAUGCGUUGCAUAUAACCCUCCAGGUCCGACGAGACCGUGUACACCAUCUCCUUGUGGACCAAACAGUAGAUGCCAAGAAAUAAACUAUCAGGCAGUUUGCACGUGCGCUGUAGGUUUUAUUGGCAGUCCACCGACAUGCCGACCUGAGUGUUUGACAAGCUCCGAUUGUCUUCAGAAUCAAGCUUGUGUUAAUCAAAAGUGUACAGAUCCAUGUCCAGGCACUUGUGGCCUUUACGCACACUGCCAAGUUAUAAAUCAUAAUCCUAUAUGUAGUUGCCCAUCAAUUCUCACAGGAGAUCCGUUCACUCAAUGCAUGCCAAUACCGCCAGAGUCUCCUAGUUUAACAAUUAAUCCAUGCAUACCAUCACCAUGUGGUCCAAACUCACAAUGUCAAGUAAUAAACGAUUCGCCAUCGUGCUCAUGUAACCCUGGAUUUCAGGGAUUACCACCAUCUUGUAGACCUGAAUGUGUAAAUAACGAUGAAUGUAGCACGCAACUAAGUUGUAUCAACCAGAAAUGUGUAAAUCCUUGUCUUGGCUCUUGCGGUAAAAAUGCUGAAUGUCGCAUAGUCAAUCAUAUAGCACAAUGUAAUUGCGUGCAAGAUUUUGUCGGCGAUCCAUUUGUAGAAUGUAGCCAACAACCAUUGUACAAACCAGAACCAUGUGAACCAUCUCCAUGCGGAGUGAAUGCCAUUUGCCGUACACAAAAUGAAGCAGGUUCCUGCUCUUGUAUGAGCAAUUAUGUAGGCAAUCCUUAUGACGGUUGCCGGCCAGAAUGUAUAGUUAAUUCUGAUUGCCCUGCCAAUCGAGCUUGUAUUAAUACUAGAUGUCAAGAUCCAUGUCCAGGAAGAUGUGGCUUAAACGCCGUUUGUCAAGUAGUCAAUCAUUUGCCUAUGUGCGUGUGCAUACAAGGUUUCUUCGGCAAUCCAUAUGCACAAUGUACAUUACAAACAGAACCAGAAUUGCCGGCAUCAGUCAACCCAUGCACACCAUCACCCUGCGGACCUAAUUCUAUAUGUCGCGAGAACAAUGACCAAGCAAUCUGCACAUGCAAACCGGAAUUUACAGGAAGUCCACCAAAUUGUAGACCUGAAUGUGUAUUGAAUUCGGAAUGUCGUGCAGAAUUAGCUUGUAUUAAUCAAAAAUGUAAAAAUCCGUGCGAAGGCGCAUGUGGUGUGCGAGCUCUAUGCAAAAUUAUCAAUCACAGUCCAAUAUGUAUGUGUCCAAUCGAAAUGACAGGAGAUCCAUUCCGCAAAUGUAUUUUACAAGAACCUGUUGAAGCAGAAAUAAAAGACCCGUGUAAUCCAUCACCAUGCGGUCAAAAUUCAUUGUGUAGAGUAAUCGGAGAUAAUGCAGUAUGUACUUGCAUAAAUAAUUAUAUUGGCACCCCACCUUAUUGCCGACCAGAAUGUUCGAUUCAUCAAGAUUGUACAAGUGACAAAGCUUGUAUCCGAGAAAAAUGUAGAGAUCCGUGCCCAGGCUCAUGCGGUUCUAAUGCACGUUGCAGUGUAUUGAACCAUGUACCAAAUUGUGUUUGCCUUGAAGGUUUUACAGGAGAUCCGUUUAGUAAUUGCUAUCCUAAACCAAUAGAAUCACCAAUCGUUCCCCAGGAACAGUGUACAUUCUCUCUCUGCGGUUCAAAUGCCCAAUGUAGAGAAGGAAUCUGUACAUGCUUACCAGAAUACUUUGGAGACGCAUACAGCGGAUGUCGACCCGAAUGCGUUCAAAAUUCUGAAUGUUCGCGCGACAAAGCUUGUAUUCGUAACAAGUGUAUGAAUCCCUGCGUAAAUGCAUGCGCCCCAAACGCAGAUUGCACAGUCGUCAAUCACUUGCCAAUGUGUAGCUGUCCCGCAGAUAUGACUGGAAACGCAUUUGCUCUAUGCGUCAAUCUUCGAUAUAUACCCGAACGCGUGGAUGCUUGCAAUCCAUCACCAUGCGGCCCUAACAGUGAUUGUCGACAGUUCAAUAAUCAAGCCGUAUGCACUUGCUUAUCUGGUUACUCGGGCACUCCUCCAUCGUGCAGGCCAGAGUGCGUUGUAAAUAGCGAUUGUCCGAAGAACCGCGCUUGCCAGAGUUUUAGAUGUAUGGACCCUUGUCCAGGAUCUUGCGGUUUCGAAGCCUUAUGUACAGUUGUUAAUCAUUCUCCAAUAUGUAGUUGCCGGCCCCAAUAUACCGGUGAUCCAUUUAUAAACUGCAUACCAACUCCGUUAUUACCUCCCUCGCAAGAGAAACCCUGUGAACCAUCACCUUGCGGUCCAAGAUCUCAAUGUAAAGUGGUGAACAAUCUGGCUUCGUGUUCGUGCAAGCCGGAAUACAUUGGUUCACCGCCCAACUGUAGACCCGAGUGUAUUAGUAACAGUGAAUGUCCUAGUCAAUUAGCUUGUAUUAAUUAUAAGUGUACAGAUCCGUGCCCAGGCUCAUGCGGCACAAAUGCCGAGUGCUCGGUACUUAGUCAUAAUGCCAAUUGCGCAUGCCGCACGGGAUACCAAGGAGAUCCAUUUAUUCAGUGUGUUUUAAAACCUGGUGAGCGUCCCGCACCAACAAGACCAAGCAUAUCGAUAUGCACACCAUCCACCUGUGGCUCCAAUGCGGUGUGUCGUGUUGUAGAGGAAAUAGCUACAUGUUCUUGUUAUACCGAUUAUUACGGAAACCCUUACGAUGGUUGCAAACCCGAGUGUUUAGUUGAUACAGAUUGUCCUCUCAACUUAGCUUGUAAUAGAUUAAAGUGUCGUGAUCCUUGCCCCGGUAGUUGUGCUGAUAAUGCGAUCUGUCAGGUAGUCAAUCAUCGGCCAAUGUGUUCCUGUUUACCAGGUUAUACAGGAAGUCCGUACUCGCACUGUAUUUUCAUCCCAGUCAAGCCAGCUACAGAAGUAAAUCCAUGUAUUCCUUCCCCUUGUGGCCCGAACAGUGUAUGCCGUACUUCCAACGGAAAAGCAAACUGUUUUUGCUUGUCACCGAAUGUCGAAGGUCCAAACGGUUGUCGACCCGAGUGUGUCACAAACUCUGAAUGCCCAAUAGAUCGUGCAUGUAUCAAUCAGAAAUGUCAGGAUCCAUGCUUAGGUGUUUGCGGUUUAAGCGCUCGCUGUCAAACUAUUAGUCACAAUCCAGUUUGCUCGUGUUUACCGGAGGAAACUGGAGAUCCGUUUGUAAAGUGUUUCAGAUUGAUCCAAACUCCAGAACCAGUAAAUCCAUGUGUACCAUCUCCGUGUGGUCCAUUUGCGGUUUGUCAAGAUCUCGGUGGAUAUCCUUCGUGUUCUUGUACUCAAGGAUACAUUGGUUCACCACCCAAUUGUCGCCCAGAGUGUCGAAUUAACUCCGAAUGUAACAGCGAUCAAGCUUGUAUUAGAGAAAAGUGUAGGGAUCCUUGUCCAGGCUCUUGUGGUUACAAUGCCGAUUGCCGUGCCUUAAAUCACAAUGCUAUCUGUACGUGUCGGGAGGGUUACACGGGCGAUCCAUUCACAAAUUGUUAUUCGAAACCACUAACCUUACCACCAGCGACCCAAGAUCCUUGCAACCCAUCACCCUGUGGAUCUAAUGCUCAGUGCAAUAAUGGCAUAUGCACAUGCCUCUCAGACUACUUCGGUGAUCCUUACGCAAGUUGUAGACCCGAAUGUGUACAAAAUUCCGAUUGUUCUGCAAACAAAGCUUGUAUUAAUUACAAAUGCACUGACCCUUGUCCUGGUAUUUGUGGUCAGAACGCUGUGUGCAAUGUUAUCAAUCAUAUUGCCAUGUGUAAUUGCCUUGAUAAUUAUGAGGGCAAUCCCUUUAGUCAAUGUAACCGGAUAACCAGUAAGUUUAUGAUACAAUCCAAAUUUUUGUGUGAAAUCUUACAAAAACCUCCAAAUGCUAAAGCAUGCGCACUGUCACCUUGCGGUCCACACUCUGUGUGUCGCGAGUAUGGUGAUCAAGCUAUGUGCACAUGCCAGCAAGGUUACUUAGGUGAACCACCUUACUGUAGGCCUGAGUGCCUCGUCAGUUCUGACUGCGAACAAUCUUUAGCUUGUAUCAAUCAACAUUGUCGAGAUCCUUGUCCUGGCUCUUGCGCACCAAACGCCCGAUGCUACGUUAGGAAUCAUAACCCAAUUUGCAUUUGCCCAGCCGAAUACACCGGCAAUCCCUUCACCUAUUGCAACAAACCAGAACCGGAACCCAACCCCCGACCCGCAGACCCUUGCCACCCAUCGCCGUGCGGUGCCAACAGUCGCUGCCAAUCAUCACUCAACGGCACAAAAGCCCUGUGCUCGUGUCUGCCCAACUACUUUGGCACUGGCAAUCAAGACUGCAGACCCGAGUGUUACGUCAACAGUGAUUGCCCUUACGAUCGCGCCUGCCUCCGACAGAAGUGUGUUGACCCAUGUACCAAUGGACCAUGUGGCACAUCUGCCAUAUGUAAAGCCAUUGCUCAUAGAGCUAACUGCGAGUGUCUUCCUGGAUUAGUGGGCAAUCCAUUUGUUGCCUGCGUUACCAAUGUAGAUCCAACACCUCCAUCAACUCAGCAGCGCCCAUGCUUCCCAUCACCGUGCGGUGUCAAUACCUAUUGCCGAGAACGCUAUAACUCGGCAAUUUGCGAGUGUAUUCCGGAUCAUCGUGGGGAUCCAUGGGUCGGAUGUCACCCUGAGUGCGUGGCCAAUACUGACUGUCCCAACUCACAGGCGUGCCUCAGGCACAAGUGUAUCGACCCUUGCAGUGGUACCUGUGGUAUUGGCGCUGUUUGCUCAGUGUCUAAUCACGUGCCUAUCUGUUCGUGCCCGUAUCCACUCGUGGGCGAUGCCUUCACACAGUGUAAAGAGCCAACUGACAUAGGAAAGCACAGCCCGUGCCUGCCCAACAUCUGCGGCCCUCAAACCAUCUGUGAGAAUGUUAAUGGACAAGCUAUCUGCCGUUGUCUACCUGGACUACUUGGUGAUCCGGCUGAUAUUGCUGGUUGCCACGCAGAAUGUGUACUCAGUUCGGAUUGUGCUGCCGACAAGACAUGCGUCAAUUUCCACUGCAAGAAUCCUUGUCUCGAGAACGUCUGCGGCGCUAGGGCUACUUGCCGUGCCAUCAAUCACAGUCCACUCUGUAGCUGCCCACUUCCUCUUAUUGGUAAUCCGUUUGAGGAAUGCUACGAAGGAAAUGAACCAUGUAAUCCAAGUCCAUGCUCGAGUAACGGCGAGUGUCGCGUACGUGGAGGUGUUGCCAUCUGCAUUUAUCCUGAGUGCGUGGUUAACUCCGACUGUAGCCGCGACAGAGCUUGCUACUCGCAAAAAUGUCGCGACCCUUGUAUCGGAGCUUGUGGUAUCAAUGCCAUUUGCCGUACUGUCAAUCACAAUGCUGUAUGCUCCUGUCCCGCUGGAUAUUAUGGCAGUCCACACAUCGAGUGCAAAUACGAAUCCGUUACCCCACCAAAACCAGAAUGCAUUGACAACUCGGAAUGUGCCAAUGAUCAAACCUGCUAUAACCAGAAAUGUGUCAAUCCAUGCACCCUUGACACUUGUGGACAGAACAGCCAGUGUCACGUACAAUUCCAUCGUGCCGUUUGCUCGUGCGAGGAAGGCUACACUGGAAAUGCUCAUCAAUACUGUCGCGAACUGGGCUGUCGUAGCAACGACGAGUGUCCGUUGAGUCAAUCUUGCGUCAACAGUGAAUGUGUGGACGCUUGUCUGAUAACUCAGUGUGGCGUGAAUGCGCUGUGCCACGUGGAUGGUUUUCACAAGGCUCGUUGCUACUGCCAGGACGGCUUCUAUGGCAACCCAUACGAUCGUUGCGAGAGGCCAGAAUGCACGAGCAACAGCGAAUGCGCUUACAAUCUAGCCUGUCAGAACAAUCGUUGUGUCAGUCCGUGCAACUGUCCAGCAAGUGCCGAGUGCCAUGUGCUCAACCACAGAGCCUCGUGCAGAUGUCCGCCAGGCUACGUUGGCGAUGCUUACACGGAUUGUCGACGAGUAAUAGAGAAUCCUGAGUGUAGAACAGACGCGGAUUGUCCCAGCAAGCUGGCUUGCUUCAACGACGUGUGCAAGAAUCCAUGCGUCGUCUCGAAACCAUGCAUAGCCAACGCGAUGUGCACGGUAAUCGACACCUUGCCCAUGAGAACCAUGGUGUGCGAGUGUCCGCGAGACUUUGCUGGCGACGCUACAAGAUCGUGCGUCAAAACUGACACUUCCGUCCAAGUGCACUGCCAAUCCGACUCGGAAUGCUCACCAGACGCAGCUUGUCUCAACAGGCAGUGUGUGAGCCCGUGUCUUGCCAAUCCUUGCGCUCAUACAGCCGAGUGUCGCGUGCAAAAUCAUCGACACGUAUGCGAAUGCGCGGCCGGUUACGUUGGCAAUCCAUACAUCGACUGCCAACCCGAUAGCGUACCACAUCCCGAGUGUCGCUCCAACUCGCAAUGCCCGCCCGACAAAGCUUGCAUCAAUAAGAUCUGCCAGAACCCGUGCAUGAACAACAGGUGUGGCUUGAACGCCGAGUGCGUCACCAUUCAGCACCAUCCCAUUUGUCAGUGUCAGCAGGGACUCGCUGGUAAUCCACAAGUUCAGUGCUUCGAUGUCGAAUGCAAGUCGGACAGCGAUUGCCCGUACGACAAAUCAUGCCGCGACAGCGUAUGCGUGACACCGUGCCUGACCGACAACAUCGUGUGCGGUCGUGACGCUGAGUGCGUCGCCGUUGCCCAUCGAGCCCAAUGCUCUUGCCCAGUGGGUACGCAGGGCGACGCUCGUAUCGCUUGCACCAUGGCGCGCUGCCAGUACAACGAGGAUUGCGCCGAUCACGAGAUCUGUGAGCGAUUCAAUCGUGUCUGCCGACCGGCUUGCGACGACGACAGCUGCGGCUCCAAUGCCGUUUGCCAGGCACGCAAUCAUCAGCCAAGGUGUAGCUGUAGGUCUGGUGCCUAUGGCAAUCCUUACGACGAGUGCGAACCGAGAACUAAACCGCCACCUCAACCGGAGUGCACCGAAGACAGCGAGUGCCCCACGACGGAAGCCUGUAUCAAUGCCGUUUGUACGGAUCCGUGCGCCCUUUCCAACACCUGCAGCGAGGAGCAGGAGUGCCGUGUACUCGGCACUGUGCCCGUGCGUACGAUGAUCUGUCAGUGUCCAGCUGAUACCGUCGUUGAUUCCAAUGGCAAAUGCAAGAGAAUCGAUAUUAAAUUAGGAUGCACCGCAGACGAAGAGUGUAGCGACAAUCAGAAGUGCUUGCGAGGCAAUUGCGUUGACGCGUGUCACGUGAUGCGCUGCGGUUACAACGCUCAAUGCAGAGCGGAAUACCAUACCGGCAAGUGCGUGUGUCCAUCCGACUAUACCGGCAAUCCUUACGUCGAAUGCUCGAUAGGUAAUUUAUUGGUCGUCGAAGUCAAGUUGUUCCUUUUGGCGGAUCUAUCGAGCGAGCCACUUUCUUCUUCUCUUCUAGUGACCGUACCGCCGAUGCCGCCUGUCCAACCCGAGUGCUACUCGAACGACGAAUGCAGCCACGACCGACAAUGUAUAAACUCGAUAUGCGCCAAUCCGUGCGUGCACAGUGACGUGUGCGGUCAAAACUCGUUUUGUCACGUCGACGAACACGUCGCCGUGUGCCGUUGUCCAGACCAUUACAUGGGCGACGCGAGAGUCGAGUGUAUACCACCGGCGAUCGUCGUGCAGUGCAGAUCUAACAGCGAAUGCGCUGGUACCGAGUCGUGCUUCAACGGACUCUGUAUAAAUCCUUGCAACUGCGGAUCUAACGCCAAAUGCUACGUCAACAAUCAUCAUCCAAGCUGCGCGUGCUUGCCUGGUUAUUCUGGCAACCCUCAACUCGGAUGUAUCAAACUGGAAUGCGAGUCGGACACGGACUGCCCAUACAGCGACACCUGCUACAACAACCGGUGCAUAAGUCCGUGCGUGAUCGACAACCGUUGCGCCAUCAACGCGGAGUGCACAGGCAAGAAUCACCGGGCCACGUGCAAGUGCAAUCAAGGCUACAUGGGCAAUCCCGAGGUAUCGUGCGAGCGGCCCGAGUGUACAUCCCACUACGACUGCCCGUCCAACUUGGCCUGCCAGAGCCUGCGUUGCGUGAACCCGUGCGCCGUCGAGUCGCCGUGCGCUCGCAACGCCGAGUGCUACGUUUCUAAUCACGAGGCCGCGUGCAGGUGCCCGGAAUACCUGCCGUCGGGCAACCCGUACUCGUACUGCGAGAAGAAGACGCGCCUGGAAGCCGAGUGCCGGCAGGACGCCGACUGCCCGAGCCGACUGGCUUGCAUCAACGAGAAAUGCGUGGAGCCGUGCCCGGUGAUCAGGCCCUGCGCGGAGAACGCCAAGUGCAGCGUGCUCGACACCGUGCCCGUCAGAACGAUGGUCUGCACGUGUCCGCCUGGAUGGUUCACCGACUCCGACGGAGUCUGCCGCAUCGUGCCGAUCGAGGGCCGAGGGGUGUGCACGUCCGACGACGAGUGCCCGGACGACAAGUCGUGCAUCAACCGGCUGUGCCGCGAGCCGUGCAGCUGCGGCGCCAACGCCGUGUGCCACGCGAAGAACCACCGCGCGAGCUGCUCGUGCGAGCCCGGCCACGUGGGCAACCCCGAGGUGGCCUGCCACAGCGUCGAGUGCGAGCGCGACUCCGAGUGCGACUCCGACAAGUCGUGCGUGAACAGGAGCUGCGUGAACCCGUGCCUGCUGUCGGACGCGUGCGGGCCGCACGCCGAGUGCUACGUGUCCAACCACCUGGCCGAGUGCCGCUGCAGGAGCGGGCACUACGGCAACGCUCAGCGCGGCGACUGCCGGGCGAUCGGCUGCUACAGCAACAGCGACUGCCCGAGCGAGCACGCCUGCGUGAACAUGCAGUGCGUGAACCCGUGCCUGCGCGACGACACCUGCUCGCACCGGGCCGAGUGCCACGUGAGGAACCACCUGCCGAUCUGCAGGUGCGCGCCCGGCUACAGGGGCAACCCGUACGAGGCGUGCGAGCCCGUGGAGGUGCCCGAGUGCCGCGAGGACGCCGACUGCCCGGGGCUGCUGGCCUGCCUGAACAGCCGCUGCCAGAACGCCUGCGCCGUGAUCGAGCCCUGCUACCGGCCGUCCACCUGCAAGGUGCUGCCCAGCCUGCCCGUCCGCACGAUGGUCUGCGAGUGCCCGAGCGGCUACAUCAGCAGCGGCAGCGGCACCUGCAAGAUCAUCCCCGUCGUGCGCGUCGAGUGCAGGACCGACUCGGACUGCCCGUCCGACCGGGCCUGCGUGGCCGCCGUCUGCGCGGAGCCUUGCGCCUGCGGCACCAAUGCCGUCUGCAGCGUCAUCGACCACCGGGCGGUCUGCUCGUGCAUCGCCGGCUACGACGGCGUGCCCGAGGUCGAGUGUCUGCCGGUCGGACAGUGCAGGUCGAGCGCCGAGUGCCCGGGCACUCACCAGUGCAUCAACCGGCUCUGCGUGGAAGUGUGCACGCCCUCGCUGGAGGCCUGCGGCAAGAACGCCGACUGCUGCGGCAUCAAUCACAGGGCGGUCUGCGAGUGCCCGCCCGGCACCACCGGCAAUCCGUUCCACCUGUGCGCGCCCAUCAUCGGCUGUCGCAAGGACUCCGAGUGCCCGUCCGACAAGGCCUGCGUAAACGAGCUGUGCGUCAGCCCGUGCGCCGACAAUCCCUGCGACAAGGACUCCGAGUGUCACGUCUACGAUCACGUCGUCGAGUGUGCCUGUCCACCCGGGCACGUUGCCGCCGACGUUGGCUUCUGCGUGGCCGUCGGUUGCAGAAGCGACGACGAGUGUCCGCAUCAUCAGUCCUGCAUCAACGACAAGUGCGUGAACCCGUGCGCGGUCAUCAAUCCCUGCGGUGUCAACGCUAUCUGCGAGGUCCUCGAUACGCAUCCAAUCAGAACGAUGACUUGCGAGUGUUUGCCCGGCUACCACGGCAAUGCCGUCGAGCGCUGCGAGCCAAGAUGCGUCUUGAAGAAGGGACAAGUCCACAACGAGUUUGGAGAGUGCGUCUGUCCACCGUAUCACACGAUAAACGAGGAAGGGGAAUGCAUUCCAUGCCAACCUGAGUACGGAGUAAUCACGAAUAACGAGUGCAAGCCCCGAAAGAUAAAAGACUUCAAGAAGAACAUGAGCGUCAAGUGUCUGUCGGACGGGGUUUUAGUGAGAUUGACUGGUGAAGGCGAGCCGUUCGAUGGAAUCAUGUACGUUAAAUACUACAGCUCCGACGAGGAAUGUCGACGAGAUCUGACGCUUCGCGAGAGCGAGCCUAUUUCGGAAGAGUUCAAGGUGGCCUUUGGUACUUGCGGACUGACCCAUGUUAAUGGAGUCGCCACAUUCACCCUCAUAAUCCAGAGUCAUAAGAAGCUCAUGACAUACAACGCUCAAGCGUAUAGCAUCAAGUGCAUCUACCAGAUCGGCGAGCAAAACAUAACGUUGGGCUUCAAUGUGUCGAUGAUGACAACGGCCGGCACGAUAGCCAAUACAGGACCGCCGCCGGUGUGCACAAUGCGAAUCAUCAGCGAGAACGGAAGUAACGUGAACGAAGCCGAGAUCGGUGACGGUCUACGGCUCGAGGUCGAAGUUACGCCAACCACGAUCUACGGUGGCUUUGCUCGCUCGUGCGUGGCCAAGACGUCGGACAACAACACGGAGAGCGAGUAUCUGGUGACGGACGAGAACGGCUGCGCCACCGAUCCCUCCAUCUUCGGCCAGUGGCAGCAAGACGACGAUCAGAAACUCACUGCCAGCUUCAACGCCUUCAAGUUUCCAAGUAGCGAUAACAUACGCUUCCUGUGCAACAUUCGCGUGUGCUUUGGAAGGUGUCAACCGGUCAACUGCGGAGGAAGAAAUGCCUUUGGCCGUAAACGUAGGGACACGAUAGGUGACAACGAGACUGCCAUGAAUCUACCUGAUAAUAUUAUCGGAGACGAGCGUGGAAACAUAGAGGUCAGCUCUAACUUGAUUCGCACGGUCGAGCGGCGGGAGGACAGAUAUUCGCUUUAUCCACCAAGCGAUCCAGCGCCGCGGCUGUCGGAAGACGUGUGUGUUUCCAUGAUUGGCUUCAUCAUUUCCCUGAUACUUACGGCACUUUUGGCACUAGUCGCUGUGGCUAUUGCUGUGUCAUGUUGGCUGAUGGCCUAUCGCCGCCAGCCAAAGACUGCCGGACCACUGCCACACCCGCCAGAGUUCCCUAAUCCCUUGUUCACCACCGAAUCGGUGGCCGAACCCUCGCCCGACUACUAUAUGUCAUAAAACAACUAAUAGAUUUUUUUUUUCAAUGCUCACUCGAAACUUCUUCCUCUCUCUCUCUCUCUUUACGGUCGGCGAGGGUUUUGUUUUUACGAAAAAGCGAAAAAAGCAAGAAUUAUUUUUUUUAUACGAAAUUAAAACUCAUCUCUUAGAUAUUAAUAAUUAUGUUAUAAAUAACAUUAAUUUUAUACUACGAUGAUUAAAUAAAGUAUGUGAAUCGUGAGAAAGAAAAAAAGAAAUGCGCCAAGGAGAAGGCGGUCACUCGUCCUACCGAUCACCGGCUCUGCGGUCCUAGCAUUUCUUUUGCGUGCAUCUCCUCCAGUGACUUGCGACUCCUCCUUUCCCACCAAAUGCAUAUAUACAUAUUGUAUUUUAUUAUUUUCUCGCUCAGGGUAUAAUUAUAUGACUGCAUAGGUGCGAAUGAAUGACGACGGUGUUGCUUAGGCGUCAGUAGCCCGCCAUGUUGGAGUUUUGUUAGUUUAUUAUUAUUAUUGUACUUCGAGGUGAUGGUCUUCAAAUCCCAUUAUCUGUAUGAGUGCGCGAGAAAAUUUCUAUUCUGUCACUACGUCUUUAUCUACUCAUCUCUAGAUCUCUUCCAAACUUCUCUUUUUAUAAAUAUAUACUCUAGUCAAUGGAGGAUUUGUUUUUAUAAAUAUUAUAUAAUUGUACACCAAGAAUUUAAUUUCUAUGUAAAGAUGAUUAAACGAAAUAGUCUAAUAAUAGCUUUUUGAACUUAUUGUAGGAAAUUGUA